GUUCAAAUGGGCAGCAGCUGGAGUUCCGCCCGAAGCCUCGAGGUUGGCUUGGUUUGGAGGGCGAGGGGGGCGUCGAUCAGCGCGUCAUUCGCACCUCCUUCCGCGGGCACCCGGUCAAAAGUGUGCAAGGGGCGGGAGGCGGAGGUUAGGAGGGGAAGAAGGGGCUUUCCUGGGCUCGCCAGGCUGUCCGCUCGUAGUCCAGGAUCGGUGCAAGCGCAACAGCCGUCGGAAGGCGUUAAGGCGCUUCGGCAACAGCUGUCUCUGCGCCUCGCCGGAGGAGGAGAGAAUCUGCCCCACGGCCACUAUUUGGGGUGAGCGGCCGAUGCAAGAUCUGCCUGCGCUGCAGCGCAGCCCGUGACAUAGAAAGGGGAGAGAAAAGGACGGCUAGGUGUCGAGAGCACCUGGGGGUGGAGGGAUAAAACUUGACCUCGCCUUCCGUCUUGCAAAGAUUGCUCUGCUCUUCCAUUGCUUCCGUCUGGGGACCCGCAAGGGAAUCGGUAAGUUCCACGAGCGCCUCGUUCGCGAUUUGCAAAGGGAGCAGCGAGUUUACAGUAGGGAGGCUGCAAACCCUAAGCAAAAGUAAAACGAAAGCUGCGUGCAGGGUCAGAGCAAGGGGGACACCGCGCAUGGUUCGGCCCUGCGCUCAGCAGCUUGGAGAUCUGUGGCGGCAGAGCAAGCAGCGCUUCGGGGACAGAAAUCCGGCAGACCCAUCCGAUGAAGAAGGGAGGAGAGAAGUGAAUGCCCCGGACGGUCCUGGCAUUGGGAAAGCAAGCGCAGAAGUAGCAGAGGGCGAGCCUGCCGGCGGGGCUUGAAUUUCAGCAUCCUUUCCCUUUCGAUCCGCAGCAAUGCAUUUGGGCGCUGGGACUCCAGGAAUUGCUCUUUGAAAUGAGGGCCCCUCCCGCACCAGCUCCUGAAGACGCGCAACGGUCCGAGUGCAGCCGGUGGCACGUUUUUGCAACUUUUAGAAAAAAAACAAACUGCUCAACGUAGGGCGGGGUGGGGGCUUCGGGAGUCUUGCACCAUCCCUCCGCCCCCCAGUGUUUAUUACAGUUGUAGACUUUCACGGAACUAAAAUAUCAUGAAACAGUUCUCAAACUUUCAAGUUCUCCAGAACUCUUCUGCAAGACUUGGGUAUGAAGUAUGGGCGUAGCCAGGAUUUAUGUUGAGGUGGUGGGGACACGACACUCACCUACCAUCUUCCUCUGUCUCUCUUAGUUAAGUAUUUUUAUUUAUUUAUUUGAAUGGGGGGGGCAGCUGUCCUGCCUUCUCCCAUAGUAUGAAGCAAAAUGGGCAAAACCCCAAGAGUUUGCAGUCCCAACUUCAUUAACAUGCAGCCUUAAAAAGAGUUCUGGAGAACUUGAAAGCUUGAUCACUAUUACAUUGUAUUUGCCCCCAGAAAGAGAUUACUCUGUUGUGACUUUUAGAUACUCUUGAAUGAGCUGACAUUGCUUUCUCCAUUUUUUCCCACAGAACCUUGUGCACAGUUCCUCCCAGUCCUGGACUAGCUACCCGUGAUGGUAUGUUAAUAGCCACAAGCAGUUUCCUAGUUUCAGAGUUACCAAAAGGGGGCAGCUGUUGCCUGCAGUGCAAAAAAGCAAAAGGUGAUUUAUUUCUACAUUCAAUUUUCUUUUCUUUUUUUGGUUUGAGAGCAGUGUCUUGUUUCUACUCCGUGCAGUUAGAUGGGGAGAUAGGUAUCUCCUUUGUCUAUCUGUGUGCCUCAGGAACCGUGCCAGCUUCCUGGAAGCAUACCUGUAAAUAAAAUGGAUCCCUUUCUGCAAAUGCAGCCACGACAUGAUCUUAUCAGUGACAUGUGCUCAUCUGCUUUGCUGAGGGCCUCUCAGGGGCAGGUUUCUGGGAGCAGCUGCGAAAAAUGUAGUUGCUGGUCUAACUGAAUCAGAACAGUGAGUCGAUAGGAUGAGGUAAGGCAGAAAUGUGGCUCCCAGAACAAGGAAAGGGAUGUAGUGGUAGAGCAUAGGCAUUGUCAACCCAGGUUCCCAGAUUCAACCAUGGCACUGCCAAUUAAAAGUUUGGAACAGGUAACAUGCCUGGAACAGACAGGAAGCCUGCGACAUUGGAGUGGCAUGGGAGACUUUAGGAAGAACAACCUAUUUGCCAGUCCCACCAAAUGGUCCUAUGUAAGAUGUGCAAAGGGAAAACAAAAUUUAUUCCUUUCCCUUUAAUGUAAGCCUAACCUAUUCAUCACUUUCUCUUUUCUCUUGGCCUAAUCAAUCAAAAAUUGCAUUGAUGCCUCAAGGAUAUUUAUAUAUUUUUCAUGGAUCUCAGUAGGGUGAUUCUGUGGCAAAAUGCAUUGGGGAGUGGCCCAUUGUAAGAUUUUUAGUUGGACCAACGCCAACAAACUUACUAUCCACAAAUUGGCCAUCUUGUAUGCACAGUAAAACAAGGGCCAUGUCUUGACUACUAUGGGUUGGAUGGUUUAGUGGGGAUGUGCAUGACACUAGUCCACUGGGGUAGGAUCUCAUUUAUUUUUCCUGAAGGGCUUUCAAGGCCUUGUUAUGAUCAAAAGGUAGCAAAUAUAGGCCAGAUCACUAUCAGCUGAUGGAUGAUUAUAUGACUCACCAAACAAGAAGUGCACCUGCUCACCAUUUUGCUCUUUGAUUGCUCUUCUGUUAGCCCUAGAUGAUUCCAAAUUCAUUAAGUGUGUAAGUAUCUGUAGCCAUGAAUUCUGCAUCUUUUGUCUCAAUAGGCAUUUUAAAUGUGAUGUAUAUGAGUUGUUAUUAGGCUAAUUCUUGUAUAAGGAAAGAAAGAGCACAGCCCUAAACAUGUUUAUCCAGAAGUAAGCCCAACAUGGGAGUGCAUAAGAUUCCAUCAUAAGUCUCCAGCCUAAGUAUCAAUAAGCUGCUUUCCUCAUUUUGCUUGCCUGUUUGGCUGCUUCAUUGUGAAGAUUAUGAAUCUUUGGACUACUCCACCCAUUUUACAGCCGCAAACAUGCUUACCAGUACUUCAACAUGCAGUAGGAAGUUGCAUCAAUCCCUCUGUGAUAUACACAGUAAAAUAUUUGUGCACAUGUGCAUAAAACACCAUGUGAAGCUGCCAUAAAAUAGCAGAUUAUUAUCGGAACAAGCAGCACAUGCUCAUAGUUUGGAUACCUCGUGAUGCUGAAUGUCUUUACCUCAACACAAAAAAUGAACAAAAAAUACAUUUCAACAUCCCACCAGGACCACAAGUUUGGCUUCAUUCAAAGUUUGAUUAACGGGGAAAGCAAUAAUAAGAUCCAAGCUGAGGUGUGAUUAAAUAGCAGUGGAAUAUCAUAUAUACAUGUGUAAAACUAGACCUUCCAAGGAUAAUACAGGGAUUCCAAAUUGUUUAUGCAUUUUUCGGUUGUGACAGAAGCUUGCAAUAAAGGGCUGUUUCUUGAGUGCUUCUUUCUAUCUGAACCAAAUGAACUAUUUGCUCAAGAGUUUUAGCACUUGCCAACCAAAGCAAAUGUAAGCCUUCCUGACUCACCUGUUCCACCUCAGCUUUCAUGAUUUGUAAUAGCAGGUGUAUCUAAUUCAAUUAGAAAGCUUAAAAUAAGUUGAAGUAGGUCUCUUGCUUCAGCUAAAAUGGUACUAAAUAGGAAUCAGCAUUUGGUCUGUCUGUCUAAAAUUAGGACUAACCAAUUUGCAUUGCAAAAAUGUAGCUUUUCUCAGUUCAGAAUUGUUUGUGCUCAUCCUCAGCAUGCUGUUUUCAGUCUAUAUUGACUCUCCAUCCUGCCGCCUACAAAGUUUGGUGUGUUUACUUGAUACAUGUUUGAAACCUGUCCCCUUGACUAGGCUGUGCCUUUUCCUACUUGCAUGUGUCCAAAGUGAAUGUAGAAGGCAGUGGUGAUUGCAGUCUUGGCAUACGCCCACCCACAAUGUCACUGGGCGGGUCUGGAUACAUCCUUCCCCAUUGCCUGGACAACCUACUUCUGUUUUCUAUUGGAUACACUGGGGGGUUAUCAAACUCUGCAGAAUCAGUCUGCAGUGAACUUUGACUUUCAGAAUGUCUUAAAAAGCACUUUUCAUGGGGCAAAUAAAUAUGCAGUACAUCUAGAUAGUGUGUAGACGCCUUUAGAAAAAAAACGCAAACGCAAUCUCCGCUGAUUCUAGAAUAAAUGCAGCCAUAAGCUGCAUCUGCAAAAAGAGCACGAAAGCUUGUAUUACUUGUUGCACUGGCUCUUUAUAACAGCUGACCUUUAAAACAACCAGAUUCUUUUUCAAAGUCUGUUUUAUUUCUAAGAUUCCAUUAUUAUAUGAGUGUUCUUUCAGUCUCUUGCUGCAAGGAGAAGGAGGAGGGCUUGAAGUCCCCAGCCUAAUGAGCCAGCUUGUUGUAUGUUGGAUCCACAUCAAAAAUGAGGCAGUAAUUAAUUAAAGUUGUACCUACUGCUUGACACUUUCUAAUGAUUUAUUCCCACCCCAUUUUUUGGCAACACUUGUUGAAGGGCCUGUUGUUCUAGGCAAGUACACACUUCAACUAUUUUGAUGAUUAUGUCUGCGGGGGAGAAGAGUUAAGCAAAAUCACUAUGAACUGUGCUCUUUAGAAUUAUAUGUAGUCACCUACAUGCCUGCCCUCUUGGCAAAUGUAGGAUCAGUUCACCCAGCUAAGAAUGUGAGUUGAAUUUAGGCAUAUGAUGCUCAGAUUUUUAGGUGCUUUGGGUUGUGUUUUAGUGUGUAUAACUGCCUGCCUGUCUUUCUUAGGUGAUAAUAAGCAUACACAGAAACUACGAAAAGCAGAAAGGAGGAGUUGUUUUAUUUGACAUUAGUUGCUUCCUACAAAAUAGUCUUUAAGUGACAUACAAAAAGGUUGAAUAUCAACUUAAGGAGCCAUUUCUAGAUGGUAAAUAUCCAGUUUGCACGACUUUUUGAUAUCUGGUUGCAUGGGCUGACUUUGGGCAUGGAGCGAAGCAGAUCUAUGGUUAUAUAUUUCAUUGCCUCAUCAUUUUUGGAAACAUUUGCGUUAGGAAAGUUAUAGUGUGUGUUCUAAACAGCAGGAACUUUUGACGUGGUGAAAUAUUUGCAUGGGCACUUUGUCUGCUCAUACUUGAUUCCGCAUCAUCUCUUAGGGUUGUGUGAGCUGGCUUGAAACUCCCUAUCCUUCACACACUUCGAUAUUCGUCCUAAUCCUUCUCAGUGCUCUUGUUUUUUUAAAAAAGAAUCAAAAAUCUAUACCAAAGUUGCAAUUCUUAAACACCUAACUACCAACAGACAUUAAUGUCCAACCUUCUGUGUCAACAUAUGAAGAAGGUAGUAUAAUCGAACAAAAAGUGUACAACGGUGCUUUUGGUUUUACAUCUCAGAGGCUACAUUUUCAAACUCCACUUACCACAAACAGAUCAAACUUCUUUGUACAGUGAUGCAUAAUUUGCCCAGUUGACUUGCAGCACAUUUUUCCAUCAGUGUUAUGUUUUGGAAGCCACAAGUUUUAGUAAAACAUCAGAGCUCCAUUUUUUCCUGUUUCUUUGAAUGGGUCUUGUUCCAGGUUCUCUGCGGUAAGGGGAAGAAGGACCAUAGCUCAGAGCAUCUGUGUUCUUGGUUGUUCCCCUUCAGCUGCAUUCUUGGUGACUGUCCCUCAAAUAUAAGUUAUGGAUAAGGCCAGACUAGACACAUGAGGCAAUUAUGUCUCGGACAGAUGUGGUGCCCUAUUUACAUAUAACUCAGAGGUGGAAUCUACUUUUUGCACAAAAAUAGAGUGCAUUGAGGAGGGGAGCAAAACCUGCUCUUCUCUUGCCUUGUUUUGCCGCUCUCUGUAGGUUUAAGCCAAGGAGGCGGGUGCAGGUGGCAUCUUUUCCAGCCCCGGGGCCAUGUUUCCUUCUGAGCAACCUUCCAGGGAGCCACAUGUCAGGAGUGGGCAGGGCCAAAGACAAAAGUGCGUGGAGAAAUGAAUAUAAAUGUUACAUUUGUAAGUAGUUGCCACACAUGCUCAUUUACACCUCUCUAGCCAUCAUCCAAACAAGUAGAAGUUUGAGGCCACAUUUCAGCCGGGAAAAUGUACUUGGGAGUGCAAAGUAAGAGGUAUGGCCUGGGGAGAUUUCUGAAGGCCAGAAAGAGGCCCAGAGGGCCACAAUUGGGCCACAAAGUUAAGAGCCCCUUUCUGGCUUAAGCAUUUAUUUUUCUGCCCACAUCACAGCUGGGCUUAGGGGCAGAGUGCUUAAAAGAAAUGGAGCAAAGCCAUAGCGGUGUUAGCCAUUCUUUUUACCUACCUGCUACUUGGUGGUAGUUUUGGUUAGAUGCAGACACUUCAAUCCCUGAUUUAUAUGGGAACAGGGAAAACACAUGCUUAAGAUAUCAUAUCUAGUUUGGUCAUGUGUUUUUAUAAUAAUAUAAUAAAUAUACACGGUAUUAAUAUGUAUUAUAAAUGCAGCUCAGGCUGCUUUAAAACUUUUGCACAGCUGUUGUUUCAUUCACAGCUAUGAACAUUCAGACUCUUUUAGUGAUACAGAUGUUUGUAAGUACUGCCUAAUAAAUUUAUUCAUAAGUGCAUGCUAUGUUUGCUACUUUCAGUUUUUCCUUUAAAACAGUAGAGCGGGGCAGCUGCGUGAAAUAAUUUCCCUUGAGAAAUCUGAGAUCUAAAGUUGAGAUAGGAGUGUCAUGAAAACACCCUUAUCUCCCCAAACUUUGUGCUAUAGCGUCCUGGUUGACUCACCUGCCAGGGCAAGUGGGGACUUGUUCAUGUGUUUCUGGGAAUUUACAGUCAAGCAGUUCUGGAGUUAUUUGAGUGCGCAUUUGUGGGGAGUGGAGAAAUAUAUCAUUAUCUUAAUGGCAUGUACCAGGAGAUGGACUGGAGAAAGAGGGAACCAGAGCUGUUUGAGGAACUCUGUUGUUGUUGUUGUUGUUGUUGUUGUUGUUGUUGUUGUUACCGUUGUUACCUUCAUUUGGUUAAACAAGGAAUGGGGAACCUGAGGCCCUCCAGUUGUUGCUGGACUACCACACCUGUGUUCCUUGGCCAUUGGCCAUGCUUGUUGAGUCCAAUGGGAACUGGAAUCCAACAGCAUCUGAAGGGCCACAGCUUCUCCAUCCCUGGGUUAAAAACAGAAUGACCUGUCCUGUAGAGAAUCAGCCCUUUGAGCAUCAAUUAUGUUUGUAAAAUAUAAGAAACUCGGUAUACAAGUGUCAGGCAAAUGUCCAGUAUUCAGCUAGUAAAAUAAGAGAUGGUGGGAUUUGACUCUCCCUAGAAAGCAUAUGACCUCUGACGUAGGGACAUGGACUGUGGUUGGCAAGGAGAAGCACUUGUGCCUUUUCAAAAGUACUCUGCUUGAACUACCAGUUUGUAGAUGCAAAGAACCACUUGGUUAAUACAUGGUAUAGGAAAAUGAGGCUCCAGGGCAUCCCAGAAGCCUCUGGAAAGAUGUAGGGGCCAAACACCAGCAGUCCUAUGCUAAAUACGUUUCUACGGUUUUUAGCUCUGACAUUACUUUUGGCCAAAUACCUGAAAGGAUAUUAAUCACUAUCUCAGGCUGUAUCCAAGGAGCUCGAUGUAGCAAAUGUUGAGUUCUCAGCUUGCCUUCCAUUAGGUAUUAGCCAGGCUCAGAUCUACUUGCCUCCAUUGAUAGACCUAUGCUGUGUGACAUUUUUCUUUAUAUAUCUAGUCUAUCUUCAGCAAGAGAUGCUGAUCCGUAGGCAUUAAUAUGCUGCUUCCCAGGAUUCUAGCGUAAAGCUUAUUAUUGAAAAACAGUGCUGAACCAGAGGAGCUCAAAUGAAGCUUUGUGAGUUGGUAGAUGGGGCAUUAUAUAUAUAGCAUAGCACAUGAUUCACAAACAAUAGAUCAAGACUCGCCAAUGAGUCAUGGCAGCCUUACGUCACCAAACUAUAGUUUCCAUGUACAGUUUAAAUGGAAAGUUUUAGCUACAGUAAACUUGGGCAUGAGCCAGCUAGAUAGAGGCCAGAUCUUUGUUUAUGCAAAAAUGUCAUUGCUGUUUAGAGCAGCAUAAGGAGGUUUAUAAGUAGCUCAUAAAGUUAAAUGGUGCUGAUGUGUGACGUACAAUCAGAAAAUGGAUCUGUUUGCAAUUGUAUAGUGUGCACCAGCUGCCACUAAUACCCUUUGAUAGUCAAGAUCUUAAAAGUCAGAUAAUAUGUUUAGCACCUUUCCUAGAAAUAAUACGUGCCUUUUUACCCCGCAGUGCUGUCAUCAUGAGCCUCUUGAUGUGUCUUACCUAUGCUUGCAUUUUCCUGUUUUCCCAAGGUGAGUAUACAAGGUAAAUAGUCGUGGGUGGAAUGUGGUGUCCUGCAAAAUCUGCCCUUUUAAACACAGGAGAAAGUUGGUGAUGGUUGUAGAAUAAGGAAUAAGGCUGCAUCCACUUAGGCACAAAUUUCUAUGGUACUUGUGCAUCAGCUCCACACAAAUGUGUGACCAAAUCAUACACUGUGCUGUGCUGGGCAUGAACAGAAAAUGAACAAUAUCAUUGGUACAAAUCUUAUAACAGCAUUUGUGUGGUGUCCAGAAUGGUAUAAAACCAGGUCACUCUCUUCGUUCUUUAAGUUACAACAUGCCACACAAUCCUUCUUUCUGAUCCUGUUGUCUCACAGCAACAGGAAUCAAGCUGACUCACCUAGCCAAACUGUUGCUAGCCAAACCGUUGCUUACUGCAACACACAGGAGGAUGAGAGUUCCCCAAGAGGAGAUCAUACUUGCUUCACACCUCCUCUGGUUCUCCUAUUGCUGUGCUGCUGCGAGCUUAACCAUGGUUUGGUUUUAGGGUGUCAUCCAAACCUGGGCUUGUGAUUUGUUUUGCUGGAGACAAACUACAAGCCCAGGUUUGGAUGACAAACUAAACUUGAAACAUCUCAACAGGAGUGGGAACAGCAAAGACUAGCUGCACUCUCAUUUUUGGGAGCCUGUAUGCCUAGGGACAUUCAUAUGCCAUAGUUUGGCAUGGCAUUAUGUCUAAACCUUCUCAAAGUUCUAGUUUAUCAAGAUCUGUCCAGAGGGCCCAAGCAAGACUUACCAAUACGUGAGUCACAAAACUCUCCAGUGAAGCCCAUCAAACAAUGCUGUGACCUGGUAAAGUUUUAAAAUGAUUAAAAAAUAUUUGCAACUGUAAGGAAAUUACUCAUUUUAUACGCUGAUAGCAGUCAGAUUUAAGUCAGCUCCGUCAAUUCCAUAACAUUUUGUUCAGUGUUGAAGCAACGUGGGUGGUAUUUAACCCAGAGUAGACCCAUUGAAACUAAUGAGCAUGACUACUAUUAAUUUCAGUGGGUCUACUCAAGAGUAAAAUUUAGUUGAAUACCACCUAGUAUUCUUUUGUGUCUUGCGUACCUUGAUAGCCUUUCUACAGCUGAAAAAGCUAGAUUAUUGUGCUUAUCGUAUGACCAUUUGCAUCUUUAAAUGGGUGCCAAAGAGAAAACGCACAAGCUAUCCUGUCCUCAGGGGCGGAGGAAGGGGGUGCAGUGGGGCAAUCCGCCCCAGGUGUCACCACUGCGGGGGGUGACAAAAUGGUGGGCGACAAAAUGGAGGGGGGUGACAAAUGUGGGGCCUGCGGCGUGCCUGAGCCACGUGUCUCUCCUGGGAGUGACGUGGUGGCUUGGGCGCCCGCAGGCUCCGUGCUGCCCCAAACUGUCUGCCCGCUGCCUCCCCCCCAACUGUGGGGCGGCUGAGUGGGAGGAGGCAGGCAGACUCCUUGGAGGCCCCGCAGCGCAUCCUUCUCUGGCUGGCCCCACCCUUGGGCGCAGGGCAUAUGUGCCGCCUGGGUGCCCGAUGGGCUUGCUCCGCCGCUGCCUGUCCCUAUCCUGAUAUUUUCUGGAAAUCAUAUGAAAGCAAUGCCUUAAAGAGGUUCUGUUAAAAUAUUUUGGUAAUAGCUGGUUAACUGUGUUGACGACUUGAUUUUAUAGCACUUGUGUCAUGGAGCAUCCAAGAACUGCACGUCAGCCAGGAAACCAUUGAGAAAAUUUCAGCAGCUGGCCAGCGUGAGUGUUUUUUGUUUGUUGCACAAAAAGCUCUUGCAAUGCCUAGUUCUCCCGCCUGCAGAUUUGUACCCUUCAUUAUGUGAUCAACAUAUUUUUAUUCACCCAGGUAUUUAAAAGAAUUUCUGAUCUUUGACUAUGAGCUCCUAAUGUCAGUUGUGCAAUUUAUUCUAUAUUUAUGCUGCCAAGCUGGCUUGAUCUGCAGGCUGAAAAGUUUUUAUGUUGCUGUAGUGGGAGGUGAACUUGGGGAGAAGAGCAGCUGUGGAAACUGUAUGGUUUAUACCCAUUAAUUGUGUGUUUCUCUGUUAGUUGGGAUGUGUGCUUGACACCUUUGGCUGUGCAUUCUGAGUAUAUCUCUUUUUUCCUAGCGGAUUAAUUUCAGCUAUAGUAUUAUCCUCUGUUGCUGAAACAUCUCAGUGUUCCAGCAACCGUUUAAUGAGGGGUGCAGUGGACUAUUGCCAGAUAGGAAUUAACAAGGUUACUGUAUAACAUGACUCAGUGGCUUUCUGUGGAAUGCUUUAAAACUUUCAAUCCCUUUUAAUCUGGGUUUUUUUUGGGGGGGGACUGAUUUCAAAUCUUUUUAACUAGGCAGAAAUCGAAGCCGAAGGGGAUAAUGAUGUGCUGUCCUGGAAGACAAAGUAAAAGAGAGAGGGAAUCAAGAAUAAAUACAUGGCUGCCUUAUUUAAAAAUGCAAAUUUCUCAUUCCUUGCUGCAUGAACUGUUCCUACUUGUUUUUUUUUAAUUAGUUCAGUUUUUAUAUAUCAGAGGAGUUAGGAUGGGUAACAACGGUUUAAGGUGGGAGGGGGCUAUAAAAAUAAACACAGUACACCAUAAUAUAUAAGUUACGUAGGAUUUAAAUUGACCCACUGUGCCUGUUGAAUGUCAAAAUCUUUUAUCAAUUAAAUGCUUCUUGUCCCCCUAAUGCAUUUUGUCUGCAGUGGGGUUUCCCCUGCAUUGAGGGGCAGCUGGGCCGUACCACUGGUCCCAUUCACAGAUGACACUGUUCCAGCCACCUACUGUUCACAAGUUGAGUCUGGAAGUCUGAGCAAGGAAGCAUAUGCAUGCAGACCUCUAUGCAGUGCGUUUUUGCUAUAAAAAAAAAAUUUUAGGGGUACUCUUUUUCCUACUUAUAUUGAAAUACUGUCCCUCAAUUUAGAUACACAAAAUGUUGGGGGGUAUGCAUACCCCUGUGUCCCCCCCGCAGAAGAAACACUGCCUCUAUGCAAAGUACAAUCCUAUAUGAUGGGUAGUCCAAGUCAGUAAAACCCUACAUGCAUAGAAAUCAUAGGGUCCAGGGACCUGGGGACAGGGUUUGGGCCAUCAUGUGAAGGGGUCUCUUGCAAUAGGCCAAACAAAAAUAUAGGAUGUAGGGAAUUCAUAACUGGCUUCCCCAAUGUUUGCUUUUACUUAUAAGCAGAUGGUAGUGGAACUCUGAAUUUGAUUGGAGCAGUAUGGAGCAAGGCAAUUUAACUCUUCCCUUAAAGAUGGCAUUUCUUGUUACUUUAUUAGAAUAAUGUGUGUCCCACCUUUUACAUCUACCAGAGUAGGACUCUGAGAAGCUAAGAACAUUCAAGAAACAACAAAGCAAUCAUUAAAAAUUAAAAUGGGGAGGGGAAGAAACAAGACACAAGAGGGCAGAUAACUGAGAACAUCAUCAUCUGCUUAAAAUAAAUAAGGCUAAUAAAAAGCCGGGCUCCUCUACUGCACACAGCAACUUCCGAGGUGUGGAUUGAACGCUGGGCGGGGUGGAAAGGCUAGCAGGACCCCUUCUCUUAGAAUAGAAUCAUAGAAUCAUAGAGUUGGAAGAGACCACAAGGGCCAUCGAGUCCAACCCCCUGCCAAGCAGGAAACACCAUCAGAGCACUCCUGACAUAUGGUUGUCAAGCCUCUGCUUAAAGACCUCCAAAGAAGGAGACUCCACCACACUCCUUGGCAGCAAAUUCCACUGUCAAACAGCUCUUACUGUCAGGAAGUUCUUCCUAAUGUUUAGGUGGAAUCUUCCUUCUUGUAGUUUGGAUCCAUUGCUCCGUGUCCGCUUCUCUGGAGCAGCAGAAAACAACCUUUCUCCCUCCUCUAUGUGACAUCCUUUUAUAUAUUUGAACAUGGCUAUCAUAUCACCCCUUAACCUCCUCUUCUCCAGGCUAAACAUGCCCAGCUCCCUUAGCCGUUCUUGGUGUCACUGCUGUAAUCAAAAUUAAGACAAUCAUUUCUCCUGCAUGGCUGCUGUUAAAAAACAUAGCAAUAGAAACUUUAGGAACGCUGAUCUUAGAUUUCUCCCACAUUUAAUGGAAUUUAGCCCAUAUAGCCUGGGGGAAUACAAUUUGUAAGACUCCAUUUCUGAUUUUGCCCAUUGUCUCUGCUGUAGUUGGGCUUUCAGUAACUGAAUCUGAUAGCUUUUCUGUGCACUGUUUUGAGUGUUGUAGCAUGGAAGCAGCCUUUACUUGCUGACAUGCUUAUUCCCUAUUUAUCAGUGUAGUCCUUUUUCUUUCCUGUUUUUUUUUUUUUACUAAUUUCAGGGAUGCAGAGUAUUUACAAUGACUGAAACAAAUGUUUUCCAAAUUUCCAAGAGCAUGUUUGUGCUUUCCUCAUUUUCACAGGCCCCUCCCUGUAAAAUGAAAGGACAACUUUAGCUUAAUCCAACUCUGUCAACUUGAAGCUUCUACCUUGGCACACACUCCCAGCAACUAGUAAUUGCCUUGCAGGCAAGUUUGUGCACGCUCAGGUAACACCAGGACAUGGUCUCCGGAAAACCUGAUGCUAGUAUGAAACUGACUCUGUGAAACUUGUUUCAAGCAAACCACAAGUGUUUAAACUUAUGGAUUUAAUAGAAUCUUAGAGCCGCAAGAGACUGUAAGGAUCAUUAAUGCCAAGUCCCUCAGGCAGAAUGCAAUGUACCUAAAUCAUCCUUAACAAAGCUGUAAAGCCAAAAGAGGCUCCACGACAUCUCGUUUGUGUUUUCAAAUAAUAAGAGAGAGAGAAAAUUCCUUUCGGCGCAUAGGCAGUCAUUAAUCAGCAAUUUAUGGCGGCUAGUACUGCAGAUACAGUGGUACCUCAGGUUAAGUACUUAAUUCAUUCUGGAGGUCCGUACUUAACCUGAAACUGUUCUUAACCUAAAGAACCACUUUAGCUAAUGGGGCCUCCUGCUGCUGUUGUGCCGCCGGAGCACGAUUUCUGUUCUCAUCCUGAAGCAACGUUCUUAACCUGAAGCACUAUUUCUGGGUUAGUGGAGUCUGUAACCUGAAGCGUAUGUAACCUGAAGCAUCUGUAACCCGAGGUACCACUGUAUAACUUCUGCUCCUCUCAGACUGCAGUUUCUAUGAUACUAUGACAUUUUUUCCCUCAGUGAGAAGGUUAGUUGAGCUUACUGGAAUGAUCCAUCUUUGGGGAAUAUUAAGACCUGACCCUGAAAGUUGUUGACCCAACUAGGGAUGCGCUUUAAGAAUCAAUACAGAAUCUGUGGUUCUGCAAAAGCUGUUGGGCUGUAAUUCCCAUCAUCCUUGAGCAUUAGUCAUCCUGGCUGAGGCUGAUGGGAAUCAGAGAGUCCAACAGUAUCUGGAGGGUUGCAGGUUCCUCAUCCCUUUAAAGGCUUUCUCAGGCUGGUGUUUGGAACCGCAAGGCAAGACAGUUGCUUUCAACAUGUAACCAUAUGGCUACGUUCAAUAUUAUCAUCUCGCCCACUUAUUGGAUUUUGGAAUGGUUGGAGUGAUGCUGGUUAGAUCCUGAUUGCUUGUGAUUACAGACACCACACAGAGGACAGAGAGGGGUGUGUGAGUGUAUGAUAAAACUAGCCUACAGUACAGAGAUUAAAUUCACAGUGAUUGUUCUGCCUAUUUUUGCCUGUGCCCCUUGCACUGAAAAGGGUUCCCCACUCGUGAUCUAGAGGCUGAAAACUUUAGCAACUGGGAACAAAACAAAGAAGUGUAAUGUACUGAGUUUUUGCUUAAUGUGCAUUUGAAUUCUUAUUCCCUCCUGGACCUUCACUUGCUAAUGUAUUACAGUGGUACCUUGGGUUACAUACGCUUCAGGUUACAGACGCCGCUAACCCAGAAAUAGUACCUUGGGUUAAGAACUUUGCUUCGGGAUGAGAACAGAAAUCGUGCUCCGGCGGCGUGGCAGCAGCAGGAGGCCCCAUUAGCUAAAGUGGUGCUUCAGGUUAAGAACAGUUUCAGGUUAAGAACGGACCUACGGAACGAAUUAAGUACUUAACCCGAGGUACCACUGUAUAAGGAAUGUUAUCCUUGGUUUCUUUUCAGCAUGUAUACUUCACCCCACCCCCCGCCAGUCCUCUUCUCCACCUCCUUCUGUCCUCCCAGCCAACCUGACUUCUUAACAUUAUUACUAUGUGUUGUGAUUAAAACCCCUCUUUCUCUUCUGCCAGUUAUGAAUUGCUCUGCCCCAGUUGAUGUCUUGUUUCUGUUCGAUGGAUCUUACAGCAUUGGCAAAGGGAGCUUUGAAAGGUCAAAAUAUUUAGCAAUCAAGCUUUGUGAUGCUCUGGACAUCAAUCCAGGAAAGGUGAGCACCCUCCACCCCCAGUUUAUUCCACCCACUGGGUGCCGUGUAGAAUCUGGGAGAUGAAUGUUGUUUAUGUCCAUAGGAUAAUAUAGGCAACUUGGGGAAUUCUUGUUAGUUUAUCUUUAUGGGGUUUGCUAGUUCACUUCCCAUAUCUGUUCUUGCUGUAGCCAUUUUGAGCAUUCCUGGAAUGGUAGCAACUGCAUAAAAAUAAAUCCGCCUUGUUGACCUUCCCCUCCCCUUUCAGGUCAGAGUGGGAGCAAUACAGUUCAGCAACACUCCUCAUUUGGAGUUCCCUUUGGAUGCAUAUUUCACCAAGCAGGAGAUAAAAGACAAACUCAGGAAGAUUGUGUUCAAGUAAGAAUUAUUAUAUGUGCGAGUUCUUAUUAAGGAAGUUAAAAUAAGUAGUUGGCAAGUAAUAGUUUCAUUCUGAUAGUUGCAUGUUCAUGUUGUAUUUGGAACAUUUUACUUUCAGUGUUGUGAAUGAAAUAUUUAAUGAUUUAUUCAUUGAUUUAUAUCUUGACUUCAUUAUUUUAUGGAAUCGGGGGGGGGGGGGGGCAUCCAUUUGGUUCCCAGCUGGUCUCCUGUCAACCAGACCUCCAGCUUAGCUUCAGCAAUAUGAUGGCCUUAUGUACCUCCAGAUCAUUUCCUGGGACCUAACUUAAUUGAUAUAUUUAAGUUGAUUUUCCAUAUCCAGCCAUAUUCGGUGUCCCAUGGUGCAAAUAGUUUAAAUGUCAAUCUAACUUAACAAAAACGCUGGCAUGGGAGUAAGUUACGUUUAAUCCAAUAGGUCUUAUUUCCAAGUGGAUGUAUUAAGAAUCAGAGUGUGGGUCACCAACUACAAAGGUUCUGCUAGAACAGGCCAAAGGCAUGGAUCCAGCUUCCUAUUCUCACAGUAGCCAACCAGAUGCUUAUGGGAAGUCAAUAAGCGGGACCUGAGUGUAAGAGAACUUUCCCUAUUUGUGAUUCCAAACAAAACAGUAUUCAAAGGCACACAGCCACCCACCCCCUAAGUGUGCUUAAGGCCAUGAGAUUACAAACAUUACAGUGAAUCAGAGAUGGUCUCUUGGUGACAACCUUCAUGUACAGCAAGGACUUACAAGGAAUUGUUCUGGGUGGCCAUUCCUUAGCUUUGGAAUUCCUUCUAGUGUACAUGCGUGUCGGUUACAUUCUGGACCUCCACGUGCAUCGGCAGCACCCACAUAAGGCCACCUCUCCCUGUUCCCACCCCUUUUGUGAUGUCAUGCACGUAUCAGACAUGCCUAAGACAGUCGUAGGGGUGUGUGUGUGUGUUGUGGAAUUUUUUUUUUGUCCCCAGGGAUAGACAUGAGGUCUCUAAGUGGCUAAUUUAUGCUGGUUUUGCAUAUAUAUUUCCCCAUAACAUGGUGUAGCCUAAUAUUUAGAAAGUUUUCCUCAUUUUUACUUAUUUUGAAGCAUAGUUCCCCCCUUCUCUCUCAAACCCCAACAUGUGCACACAGACACUCUAUGCGCCAGGAAGAUCUCUGCACACCUCCAGGGCUCUCACGCAGCCCUCCCUCUGCAUGAUCAUUUUGGACACCAAGUAUGCACCUACACCUGCCACCAGGAAAGAGAUGGAGAAGAGAGAAAAAUGGGGUUCUGUUGUGCUAAGUGGAGAUUCCUCUCUGCCUCUUGUGGGACUGGACUGAGCUGUUAAUGUUUCAAGAGAAGACAGGGUAUGAAAAGCAUACCCCCGAUUCCUCUUUGACUGCUUCUGAAGUGCAACUGAAAGCAGAGGCUGUGAAAUGGUAUUGAAUAUCUGGAAUCUAGACAUGUGCUGACAUUCCUUUAAUGCUGAGAAGAGAACGUUGACAGCUCCAGCAGAGAUAACGUCCUUCAGUUUGCCAGUAAAUCCUGGUUUUAGCUUAAAGAUAUCACUGGCAAAAAUAGCCAGGAUGGCAGCAACCACUUCAGAGGGCAGAAUUGGAAAAUAUGAAGGUCUACGUUCAUGGCCACUUGGUUCUCUCCCUCCCUCUUCAAUCUUUUGCCUGUGGCUCUUAAUGCUAAGAUAGGCUUCAAGCAGUUUAGAAGUAUCACAACCAAUGACGCAUGCAUUAAAAUAGAGUGGGCCAGAUUCAGCCACCUCAUUCUGUUAGAAGCCAGUUCAAGGAUUCCCGCUAGUGCAUUGGGGCUGUGAGUCGAUAUCUAUAGGGUGAUUCUGGUUCGCAUAGUGUCCUCCUUCAUGGCCAAGCCCAUUGUGAAAAGGAUAAGCAUCCUGCCACAGUGUUUUUAAUCACUUGCAUGCAAAUUUUACAUCACUUAUGGGGUACACCAUUCCUUUUUCUCUCUGGGUGUUAGUGCCAAGAAGACACAGUGCCAGAAAACAAAGAGGAGGCUGUUUUCUGGUGACAAACUCACACGCCUCACACGCAGGUAUUCAUAUGAAUGUGAGGUAUGCGUGUGUCAAUUUUGUCGUAACAAACAAUGUGGAAAGGACAUUCCUGGUUUGGUUGGUAAACUAAAACUGAAGGGCCUGCCAACUCAUUGACUGAAAGGAACUCCCAUCUCAUCAAUCGAAAAACAGCCUUGGUUGCACAGGAUCUAAGAAAUCAUUUUUUAAAAAAACCUGCAGCAUUUAAAAUCAAAGCCGUCAAGAGUUUCGAGUCAUUUGGAGAUGGAAGCAAAGCAAUGACAAAAUGCAGCUGGCUAAGGAAGAUUUGACUGCUACUGCAGUGUUGCUGAUGCGUUCUUGACAUGUGGCUCAAGAGAGAGAACGUUUAAGUAAGGGAAUAAAGGGGAGACCUAGAAAAGAUCAAAGCCGGCUCUGGCAGGAGUUUAGAGAACUGAGAAUUAUAGGGUGGUACAAAGAGAAGUGUGCAGAUUAAAGAACCAAGCACCACAAAGCGUGAGUAUGAUCAAAUACUGACUACACAAGGAAAUACAGAAAUCACAAUAAGGGUCAUUUUUUAAAAACUGAAUAAACAUGGCCCAAAAGAGAGAGUUGUAGGCAUGUGGAAAUGAGGGGGUAACAUUGUGAUUUAUUUUAAAAGGAGUUUAUUCACAAUUUUGCCCCGAUCAUUUUGAAUGGAAAUAAAAGCAGCUCUAAGAAAGAGUAACUGGAAAUGGUCAAACUCCCACAACAGGCAUAGAAAACAGAGAUAAUCAAGGGAGUUUUGUUACAGAGUUAGUUGGAGUGGUGACUGGAAGUAUGCAAGAAAAUAUAAUACUGAAUAUGACCACUCUGCAAUUCUCACCUUAGAUGGCCUCUUCAGUUAUGCGAAGUGUUGGCAUUGUGGUAUUGCCACCACCAGCACACUUGUUUUACCACACUGUAUAUCGUUUCCAGUCUUUCCUUGUGUUUGUUGCAGUCUAGAUUCUUUGUAUGUCAAGCAUGAUUUCUCACAGCAGAAGAAGAAAAACCCUGUGACAGCCAAAAGACUUGGCUAAUAGAGCCAGUGACCAGCUAGUAAAAUCCAAGGGGGCUUCCCAGAACGGCACUUAAUGUCUUAGACUUCUGCAACCUAACAUUUAACAGAUGUUGGAGUGCAAAUGUGGGGGCAGAGAUGAAACUGCACCUGCAGUGACUCUUUAGAAAUCUUUGUAACGCAGCAUCCCCUGCAAGCAGGGCAAUAUGAAUCAUGGCAUACAUAUAUAACUUGGUACCCGAUGACUCUGCAUGUGUGAGCCGCCUCCAUUGGAUGUGGUGACUGUUCCUCGUGUGCGAGUCAUUACUUGCUCUUGUGACUGCCAAGAGAUGAACUUGCAUCAUACAUGCACUCACCCUGAGUGCCAGGUUCAGAUCUAUCUCUAUGAGAAGUAGCUUGUUUUGUGUUAAAACAAAUGAACCAGAAGAUAAUAGAGUUGCUCCAGACUGCAACCUGGAGAUUCCCCUGAUUAGAAGGUACCACAGGACAAGUGUUUGUUUUGAACCCCCUGACUGUGAAUGGGUGGGGCAAUUUGGACCAGAGAAGUGGUGUGUGGAGAGUGUUAAUGUUCCUCUCCAGAAGCUUGUGGGGUUUUCUCACGUGGUAGAAGGGCCGUUGGAUUUCAUUGUACAGUGGAACCUCAGGUUGCGAACAUGAUCCGUGCAGGAGGCACAUUCGCAACCCGCAGCAUCGCGUCUGUGCACACGCGUGACGCGAUUCGGUGCUUCUGCGCGUGUGCAAAGUGCGAUUUAGUGCUUCCUCACGAGCACCAAAAUCUGGAAGUAACCCAUUCUGGUACUUCCGGGUUCAGUGCAUCUGUAACCCGAAAAAGCACAACCCGCAGUGAUUGCAAUCCAAGGUAUGACUGUACAUAUGUAAUGUGUAGUUUCCCCCCACUUGAUAGUACAGUGGUACCUCGGGUUACAUAUGCUUCAGGUUACAUUCGCUUCAGGUUACAGACUCCUUUAACCCAGAAAUAUUGCUUCAGGUUAAGAACUUUGCUUCAGGAUGAGAACAGAAAUUGUGCUCCGGCAGUGCGGCAGCAGCAGGAGGCCUCAUUAGCUAAAGUGGUGCUUCAGGUUACGAACAGUUUCAGGUUAAGUACAGACCUCCGGAACGAAUUAAGUACUUAACUCGAGGUACCACUGUAAUGGGUUAUUGGAUAAGACUUACUUGACUCCAAAGCAAUGUAUGAUGUCUGUUGCCUAUACUGUCAGUAGGGAAAGGGGAGAAGAAUGAAGUAGAAAUUACAUUUAAGAGGAACGUGCACCAUCUCAAAACAUUUUUUGCUCCUCUUUGCUGUCCUGCCUGCUGGAAAGGUAGAAUGCAUUCUCUUUUUGCUCUCAAACAGCAUAUUUGUGUAUGUUGCACCUAUUUUAUCAAGAUUGUUUUUACUUAUGUGAUACAGCCCUGCUUUAUUCCAGUAAUAGUCCCCAUCACCUGCUGACUUUCCAAACAAACCGUAUUCUGUAUUCUAGCAUUUUCCCUGAGCAAAUGACAGGUCUUCUAUUGGAAACGAAGCAGAGAGCAGUGUUAACUUAUCCCCAUUCUUCUUCUGUUUAACUCAGAGGUGGGAGAACAGAAACAGGACUUGCUCUGAAAUACAUUCUUCGGAAAGGAUUCUCUGGGGGCAGAAACUCAUCCAUACCUCAGAUCCUUAUAAUCCUAACUGAUGGGAGAUCUCAGGGCAAUGUGGCAGUGCCAGCCAAGCAGUUAAAAGAAAGGGGGAUUGCUGUGUUUGCUGUGGGAGUCAGCUUCCCAAGGUAAGUUUAUCCUCUAGUCUAGAGUGGGAAGAAGCCAGGGGUGCUCCAUUACUUAUUGACUACCAGUGACUGAAGAAAAGGCUUGCAGUGGAAGUGAGAUUUAUCAGGCUAGAGAGUUGAAGAGAAAGUGUUGGUCCACACGCUAGAAACCCAUCGCUAGGGAGAGUUUUAGGCAUCGCUAGGGAGAGUUUUGUAUCCCAGAGAGGUUUACAUCAAUAAAUGAAGAAAACAAACAAUAUAAUAAAUAAAAUAUACGAAAACAAUUCCAUAACCACAAACACACAACAAAAUCAACAUUAAAUUAUCCACCAGUCUAUAAGAAUAUUUGACUUUUAAAAAAAACCCCUGGACUCCUAUGCCUCCUCCAAAAGCAUGGAAAAAGGCAUGUGUAUUGACUUGCUUUCUAAAAGAGCAUUAUGAAGAGGCCAGGCACACCUCAGUGGGUUGCCAACUCCACAGGAGCCACUAUCAAAAAGGUCCUUCCCUUUCCUUGCAUUGAGCGUGUAUAUAAAGCUCCAAGGUGUACGUUUGUGUGCAUCCUUUUUCUAUUGGUAUAGUGGCAAGGGUAUUGUUGGGAAAUCUUUUGUUAAAGAGAAUGUGGUAAGAACAGAAAAAUAAUGUUUGUGUUUGGAAAAUGUAGUAACUACAGCAGAGCAACGGCUGCUAUUGGGCUUCAGUUUCACACACAUCUAUACAUGCAUCAUGCUCUUUUAAACAGCCCCUGUUAAUUAUGAUACCCAUUGCCAUUACGUUGUUGCCAUGCUGCAGUGCUUUAUUUGUUGUGCUGAAUUAUUUCUGUGCAGAUGGGAAGAACUGCAGGCACUAGCCAGUGAGCCGGCCGAAUGGCACAUCCUCUUUGCCGAAGAUGCUGAUGACGCCUCCAAUGGUCUAUACACCACCCUUACAGAGUCUGCCAUCUGCCGCGCUGCAUUUCCAGGUAAAAAAGGUUUUUAGUCAUCUACACACUGAUUAAACAAGUCUUGCCAUCUAUUUUGUUUAGGCACUAGCUGUCACGUUCAGCGGUUUUUUUGUGUUCCUGGGCCCAAAGUCUCAUUUGUCCUUCCUCCCUCCAGGCUGCUUUUCUAAUCUAGGGCAUUCUUUCUGUUUAUCAGAAGGCAGGAAGGAAGAGAAAUUCCAGACAGAGAGGGAGAAAGAGAAGCUUCAAAGUCUGGUGAUUAAGGGUAGAGCUGCUAUUUGCUUGUAGGGUUGCCUGUUUCUGAGAGCUUGAAGGCAGCAAGUGAGACUCUCCAGCAGUGGUGCCUCAUACACGGCCAUUCCAUCCCUGCACACGCCUAAGAGAAUUAAGCUGCAUGUUAAAUUUACUGUAGAGCGUGUAGCAAUGUCUUCAGUUUUUGAUAAUUAAACCAUUAGUGUGGUGGGAUGCUGGUCCUGCUGUAAAUGUCGCAGGUUGUAUCUAACACUGCGCAGGCAGAGUUCCAUUUGAGCAAUGGGACUUGCCCUCCCAAAAUCUGUUUUCCAACCUUCUGGAGAAGAUUUUAAGGAAGCGAGCGGGGGGUUGCCAAGUAGAGGAAGGGAAGUUCUAUUGUGGAAGCGGAAUAGCAGCAUUGGACGCAACACGUACGGUGAGAAGUCCCCCCACCCCAGAUACUUUUAAUCUGAAGCCCUAGUCAUGGGGGAGGGGCAGUUUCCUUGUAGAUUGGGGUUGGGAAGGCAAGAGGUAAGCUCCCCCUCAAUACACACUGUAUUUAUGGUAGGAAUUGUACUUCCGCCCCACCCUACACCUCUUAAUUUAAUUGACAGCAACAGCAAAAACCCAGAGUUUGUUCCAUGCUAUGCAGUGCCUAUUAGGUGUAGUUUGACCCUUUAUAAUUGUAUAUCACAGUAAGCAAUACAGAAGGCUGGGCAACGCAUGGGGGGGGGGCUUCAAGUUAGAGAGGGGGUGCUACCUAGCCAAGUGUCCUGUGUUUCCCUUCCCUCCACUGCCCACUUUGUUGAUUCCCCAGUUUUACCCCAUGGCAGUAGCUACAUCAAGUAUUUGGGUGUAUUGUUGGAAAUUCAAAAUGGUGGUUGGCCUCCCUUCCACUGCUAUCAGAAAAGCAAGUGUGAAAGAAAGACAGAAAGCUACCUCAUAUCAGCUCAAGUGGUUUGUCCAUCUAGCCCAGUAUUUUCUACUCAUCUAGCCCAGUAUUUUCUACUCUGAAAGCCUUUUCAUGUAAAUAAUGUGCUCUUAAUGUUUUGCUGUGCUCCCUUUUUGGGGGUGCAUAAAGUUUUCGAUCUCAGGCAAUGAAUGCCUACUCUUGAGACCAUUUUCUCCUUGCCCCAGGCUGCGGAGCUGAAUCUCACUCUUGCGAACGCAAAACACUCGAGAGAGUCAAAGAGUUUGUUGGAAACUACUUUUGCUGGAAGGGGUCGAAGAGCAAUAAUGCGGUGCGCACGUCGCUCUGCCCAUUUUACAAGUGAGUCAGCAGCUGUGUGCUGCCCCUUUAAACCCCAGUGGGGAUCAAUGAAACCUAUAUGUAUUGGUGCCCUAGGGAAAUGAAGGUGAUGGCUGGGCAGGAGCUCAGCACUGUCCUGUCCUGCUGGCUUCUAAGCAAAGUUUUAAAAAAUGAAGUUUAAAAAAGUGGGGGAGAAGCAGGAGAAAUGGAGCCCAUAACAAAAAAAUGGGUUUCAGACACUCCUAGGCUACACCCACAACAGCACCUGGAAACUAGUGUCUCCAGCAGUUUAGUGAUUUUUGCAUUUGAAUAAGAAGAGAGAUAGAGAGGCAGAGAGAUUUGGCUGAGUCCAGUUAUAGUUGGAAAUCAACACAGUAUCUCUUGAUUCAGAUGCAGGGCACAUCUUUGUAUUCCUGAAUUCCCUCCAGUGUCACAAUGGAUUGCUUUCCUUGAGGUAGAAAAAGAGCCAGGCCCAGAACUCUCACAGCUGGCCCUAGUACGCAACCGAGGCCUCUCCGGAUGUUUUUCAUGCCUCCUGGUUGGAAGAAACACUUCUUCUCUUGUCUUGCUCCUUUGACAGUGCUAUAAGAUCAUCCCUGAUAUGGGGCGAAGGCUCAAUCACUGGCAGGAAAUAGCCUCUGCUCAUAUUGCAGCCAAUGUGAAGCCCAAAGUCUGCAAACACAGGGCUAUAUUGUCAGCUUGGGGGCAGCAGGUCCAACAAGAAAAUUCCCCGCAUGCUGAGUUGAGGAUAUAUCCUAAAAUUAUGCAAGAUAAGUAAUGUCAAAUGCCUGUAAAAGGAAGUAGUUGCAUGCUCAAAUCUUUGUAAGAAGGGCUUGUACCCCUAAGUGAAAUAUUUGAGAAAGCACUUGGAAAGGAAAACAGAUCUUUGUGCCUUUUGUAGUUUUGUUUUGUUUCUGUAUAUAAAGAAGUUUUAAAAGAUGUAGUAUUUCCUUUCAGCUCCUCCUCCCCCCCUGCAUCCCCCACUUGUUUCCUCUAUGAGAAAUCUACCUUGGGACUAGCUAGGGAUGGUGGGAGGAAGCAGGCUUGUGAUAGCACACACACACAUAUCUUGAUUGACGCAUCGUGGGAAGUAAAGAAAUAAAAUAGCUUUGAAAAGAGCAAAUUUUUAUGAGCAGGCCAACAGAAUUCUGAAGUUGGAAUAUCUUACAUAGUAUGUAGAUUUAUGUAAAUGAAGAGCAUACUUUAAAGAUGUACUUCUCGGGAGUUACAGCAAGUGUGUGUGUAUGGGGGGACAGAGCCAGCGAUUAUGCAGCUAGACAUUGUUGGACUCCAGAUCCCAUCGUCCCUGUCUACUGGCCUUGCUGGGACGGAUGGGAGUUGGAGUCUAGCAUCUCAAGGGCACCACAUUGGUUACCCCUGGUGUAAGUAAACGUGAGAGGGUGGUGUGGAGUUUAGAGACAUCAGUGGUGAAAUCUCUGCUGCCUUGGUUUUUUUGCUUUUCCAUGGGCUUUAUUUUUGCAAAGCUUUCUGGCUAGGCAUGCAUAAGAUUGUGUAUAUAAUACAUUAACCAAACUGAAAGUUGUCAACUUCUAUUUCAUAGACUAAAGUUUAUCCCAAUCUCACUUUUUUAUAUACUGGCUUUUCUAAUUAAGCUGGAGGAAUACCUUCAUCAAGUAUCCUUCUAGAUGCUACCGUACCACAUGCCCAGGUAAGAUACGGUCUUCUGAAACAUUUCAAAAUGAAAAAUAAUGAGGUAUUAAUUUCAUACCUGGACUUGUCUUGACUAAAUUCCGCAAAACAAAUUAUGGUGUAAGAAUGUAAGAUAAAGAGAAAAAUAGAGAAGAGGAACUGAGAAAGAAACAGUUGACGAAGUAUACACCCCGACCUGCAUUGAGGAUGAAGGAAGUCAAAUAGAAAUCAAUAAGAACUGAAUUAGGGAUGUAUCUGUAACAUCUGCUUUGCAUUUGUAGUUGUAGUAUUUUUUUGUUAGUUUGUUUUGUGAGUGUUGUCUGUGUUGGUAUCGGUAUAAUAAAUCAAUUAAAAAAGAGAGAGUGAAAUUUUAAAAAAUGGGGUAAAAUAAGGUGGUGCCUCAAUUAAUAGACAUUCUGUUUGCCAACAAAGGGAAACAGGAGAAGCCUAGUUUAUCAGAAGAGUGUCAAAUGAAGACCUUUUUACUGUGUUCCAGAGUCUAUUUUGCUUUUCUAAAAGGCAAGAUACGCUCUCGCUAGACACAAAAAAGGGAUCUUGGGGUUAAAUACUCUGCUUAGAUGCCGUGUGAACUGUGCCUGAGUUUUCCUAGAGCUCAGUCCUGUUUACAACUUAACAACAAGAAGAAAGGCUCUAUAAUCAUUGAUUAAAAAAUUAAAUGGGUACCCUUGUCUUUCUCCUUCCUGGUUGUUGGUUUGUUUUUUUUUAGAUCCUUGUGGUUCUCAUCCUUGCCAGAAUGGAGGCACAUGCAUUCAGCAGGGAUUAGAAGGAUACCACUGUGUCUGCCCAGUUGGCUUUGGAGGAGAUGCUAAUUGCGGUAUGCCUUUUCAUCUUAGGCACCAGUGCUUUGAGGUUGUUGUUUUUUAAUGUGUCACGAACAUCACUCAGUUUCCUGUAACAGUUCUGGUUGUUGUUAUUUUUGUUUUAUAACAGGGAAGAGACUCGAUUUACAAAACAAAACAUGAAAUGUUUCAGAGGAAGGGGUUUUUUGUACUGCUUGUUUCUGGUGACUGAGACAUGGGGCUCAUCCAGAUUUCCUUUUGCACCACAUUUCUAGGCACAGGUCUGGGCUUUAAAGCUCUGGAUCUGAGCGAUUUUAUUUUUGCCCCUGCGCUUUCCCCAGGAAAACGUGUGUUUUACCACUGAAUAAGAGCAAACAGCAAAUGGGUUUUGUGUGGAUUGCCAUUUGCUCCAAAAAAAUAACUGCUUGGACACAGAGCUUUAAAGUCCAGACCUGUGCCUAGAAAUAGAGCACAAAAAGAAGUCUAUAUGAGCCCACGGUGAAAGCUGUAAUCUUAAUCACAUUCACUGGGAAAUAGGUCCCAUCAAGGUUAAUGGGAAUUACUUCCAUGUUAGUAUAAUUAGGAAAAGGAUCUGAAGAUUCUUGAUGACAAUUUCAGGACAUUCAGGCUGCAAUUAAUUAUUUGUUUUUAUUUACAUCACACACACACACACAAUUUGCUUGGAAGAAAACCUCAAAGUGGUUUAAAACAUUAAAAUUAUCAGUUAAAAACAAAUCUUUAAAUUGUUAAAAAAAAAGAUUAAAAUCAGUGCAACGCCAAAAACCAGAUUAAAACAUGUUUAUAUGUCUGGAUUGGCUUGCCUAAACAAAAAUGUUUUUAGCAGUCACCGAAAAGAGUACCAUGAAGGCGCCUGCCUGGUGUCAAUUAUAAGCCAGUCUUCCUGGAAACAAGCCCAAUUACACUCACUGGAACGUAUUUCUGAGCAGACAUGUAUAAGAUAGUGCUGUUAGCUUUGCUUUAUGUCUUUGCAGCCAACCUGUCGUUGCUGCUUAUUUCUCCACACCCAAAGAGUUGGCAUGUCUGCAAAAGGCAGCAAACAUCAAAUAAUUGGGGAGGCUGUUAAAAGGAAGUGCAGCAUUCAAAAUCGCAGGCCACUCUUGAACUGGCUCUAUACAUAGAAUAUUGUUGUGGAGAGCAAGUGUUAUUUUUGCUAGGAAUUUCUAUGAAGACAUGGAUCAAGCAAUUCAUUUCUGGUUGCAUAUCUUAGGCUGGAUCUAAGACACUUCAAAAAGAAGGUUUCAGGAAAACGCAUUGUGAACCUCAUAAUGGGAAAUCACGUUGGCAAAAGACGGAACUCUACAGUGCCAUCUGGUGUCACAACACUUUUUAAAAAACUAACGUAGCUGAGUCGUUAGUGGCUCUUUGUUUGUUAAUUGGUUCUGCAGAUUCUGCUUAUACUGAGAUUGGGAGCAAGGCUCAGGAUUCUGCACUCUCUCCACUGUGGAUAGAUCCUACCCUGGCCUGGGGUGAAUGUUACUGUAAUUAAAAGUUGGCAAGCCUAAAUUAUCAUAGCUUACUGAUUUCAACAGGCUACUCUAGACUCCCUAUUAGAAACAUCUUGUUACAUUUUUAUUUGGACUUCUUAACCCUUUCUUAAUACUUUUAAACAAAAUUUCCAGCACCCAAGCUGAGUCUAGAAUGCAGCGUGGACCUUCUUUUCCUGGUGGACAGUUCAUCCAGUACCACCCUCGAAGGCUUCUUGCGCUAUAAAGCUUUCCUGAAGAGGUUUCUCCAAGCCGUGUGGAGUAGAGAGAGCCCAGGGAAUGUGGGUGUGGCCCAGUACAGCAACAAUGUCAAAAUGGCCGUCGGCAUUGGAGACCACCAAGAUGCACUCAGUCUGGUGAAGGCUGUUGAUUCCAUGCAGUUCAGAGGAGGAAGCACCUUGACUGGCAAAGCUUUGCGGUACGUUACACAGCAUGGCUUUAAGAGCGGCCCAGUCUUUGCUGAUACACCCGAUGACCUCCCACGUGUGGUCGUCUUGCUCACGGAUUCAAAUGCUCAGGAUUCGGUGGCAGAGGCAGCUAGGUACAGCAGAGGCCAAGAUGUCUUCCUCAUUGGAAUUGGCAGCGAAUCUUUGAAAGCAGAGCUGGAUAAUAUUACAGGGAAUCCAAAGUGGACACUGAUCUACUCAUCCCCACAAGAUCUCUUCAACAAGAUUCCUGAACUACAAAGGAAAAUAUGCAGCAUAGACAGCCAAGGUAAGGGUUCUAGGUAAGAAAGCAUUAUCAUUUGGUAUCUCAGCAUCUACUAUUGGCUGUCAGGUCCUGCUAUCCACAUACUUGCUAUCCAGAAAUUCACUUAUCUGCACUUAAAGAAUUCUGCCCAAACCUCACUAUAUGCUCCACAGAUUCACUUAUUCGAACAGCCAAUUUCCUUACUCGGUUUGGGUUUUUUGUUUGUGAUUUGCUGGUCAUCAUCCCAGCAGCUAUUUUCAGGCAGGAGCUAUGGAGAGAGGGAAGGAAAAGCAAGAUCAGAUGAAUCCGAGGCCAGGAAAAAAUCUGACAAAACUAUGAAAAGAGUGGACAAAUUGCACAUUGGAAGUGUUUCCAUAGGAAAUAAUAGAAAUCGUGGACUUGUUUAUGUGACCACUUGCCUAACAAUUUCCUGGGAACACAUUGUGUCCAUAAAUCAGUACCUGCAUGUAUGACUUAAAGAGACACUGGUAUAUUCUGAUACAUACUUGAAGAUGUAUGAUGGAAAAUGGGAACAAAAGGCAUCACUUCUCAGCAGUUAAUCAAGUCUAGUUGCCUGCAAUCAAAAUGGAUCUGCUAUUUGCUAAGCCAUCUCAGAGGCUUAGCUGAGCUUUUCUUCAGAACAAAUUCUGAGAAGGUGGUGCUAGUGAAUGCUUCCAUGGCCUUUGCUGAUCAGAGGGAAUUGAUUCAGAUCUUUAUCUAUACCUUCUAAGAUGAUGAAACGUCUAUAGUUUUUCUAAGCAAAUUAUGAGUUAAUGAAUUAGAACAGGCAUCCCCAAACUCGGCCCUCCAGAUGUUUUGGGACUACAGUUCCCAUCGUCCCUGACCACUGGUCCUGUUAGCUAGGGAUGCUGGGAGUUGUAGUCCCAAAACAUCUGGAGGGCUGAGUUUGGGGAAUGCCUGAUUUAGAAGAUUGUUUUAGUUUGACUGAGCUAUUUAGAAAUGAACUAAAUGUUGGGUUUAUUCUGAUAUUUGUUACAUUUUUCUCCCUCCCUUCCUUCAGUGGCUUCAGGCUGGCAUACAUUUUAAUUCUAACAACAGCCCUGUGAGGUAGGUUAGACUGAGAGGUGGUCGCUGGCCCAAGCUCACCUUGGUGAGCCUCAGAACCAAGCAGGAACUUGAAUGUGAUCCAAUAUUCUAGCACUGGGUUUGCCUCACCUUACUGCUUGCUCAGUGCCGUUUAAUUUUUACAAUUCAAAAGAAAUCUGCUGUUCUAAGACUCCUGCCUUUCUAAAUUUAGCCCAAACUAAUGUCUAUAUGACCUUAUGCAAAUACCAUUCCCUUUCAUUUGACUGUGUUUUAGAUGCCUUCCAGCUAUUCAGACUAUUGAGCCAUGUUCUCAGAAGCUUAAUGCUGCUCCUUCCUUACUUCCUUCCUUCCUUCCUUCCUUCCUUCCUUCCUUAGGCUGCCCAUCUCAGUCUAUGGACUUGGUAUUUGCUUUGGACUCUUCAGCUUCUGUUGGAAGGAAUAACUUUGUGCAGCUGAAAACCUUUGUCAGCAGCCUCUCUCUCCAAUUUGACAUCAAUCGGGAUGUGACUCAGGUAGGCCUUGUUGUCUUUGGGAAAAGGCCUCACUCCACGUUUGGGCUGGACACACACGUGACCAGCUCAGAUCUCCAUGAAGCCAUCAGUCAAGCUCCCUUUGUAGGUGGCUCUGCCUCGGUUGGCAGCUCCUUGCUCCAUAUUUAUGACGAUCUCAUGACUGUCCAAAAAGGAGCGAGGCCUGGUGUGAAGAAGAUUGUGGUGGUGGUCACAAGUGGAGCUGGAGUGGAGGAUGCCGUUGUCCCAGCUCAACAGCUACGUAAUAAUGAUGUAUCUCUACUGGUUAUUGGGAUGGAACAAGUUCAAGUGAGCUCAUUGCUGAGGAUUGCAGGUUCUCACAAUAAUCUCUUGAGGAUUCCUUCCUAUGAAGAGCUAAAAAAUAAUGAAGAACUUAUCCUUGAAAGAAUAUGUGAUGGUAAGUUGAUUAUUUUGACUUUAGGGUUGUAUCUGUAUACAAUGAAUAGAAUAAAACCACAUUUCUUUAUUAAUACCUUUAUUUUAUUAUUAUUUUGGAUAACCCUUUGCCCAGUGUAACCUGGAGCCAGCCCUUCUUUCCCUGCAUAUGCCCAUAAGCCAUGGGUUGCUAAUCUGCAACCUUCCAAAUGUUAUUGGGCUACAGCUCCCAGUAUUCAAUUUGUGAUGGUUCAGGGUGAUGGGAGUUGGAGUCUUAACAUCUGGAAGGACUACAGGCUUGUCACUUCUAUCAUAAUAAAUCAUAUAUUAUUAUUUUUUAGAAUUCACAUUUGUUUCUUGGUUUAUCACCAAUAUCAAGUGUCUGAAGGGGCUGGCUAAAUAUCAAUUUACAGUGAAUUAGAAGUGCAUUGUACAUAUCAAGUACCAGUAAAGUACAUUACUUGAAACAUCAGUGCAAUAAAAUUACAGUGCUAGUCUGGACAUUUCCAAACUUGAGCCAUAUUUAGUUCUUGAAUUUGAAAUGCCAAUUGAUUUCAGGGCUACCUUUUCUGAUGUAAGCAUACUUCUAAGAAAAAGAAGAAGAAAAAUAAGAUCUAUGCUUCAGCACUACCUAACAACCACAUAUGCCUAACCCCCCCUUCUUUGAAGUUGAAAAGAAGCCACAUUAAACACUUCUUCCCCUUCGUGUUUAGUUUAAACCAUCUUCAAAUCAGUAUUUGCCAUGUGUCUGAUUAUCUGUUUCACCUUUUAAGCCAUUGUUCAUCCAAGAUUAGUGCGUAUUCUUAACACAUCAAACAGGGAUUGCUUGUGGUAAAUGGCAAAAGGACUAACUGGUCUUUCACGGGCUGGUGUGCUUUGUUUACAAAACAACUCAAGAUGAGACUGAACUUGUAGUCUUUGAAGAGCUGCAGCUUAGUCAUUUAUUUAAUGACUGGUAAGGUGAUGUACUGUCAGAUCCUGUGUGUGAAGGAAGGGCAUGUGAUGGUACAAAUGGGGACCAGGAACAGUAAUUGUGAGUUGAGGAGGGUCUGUAGAAAGUUCUGGAGCAGGACGCUGGCAUCCCUAAUUCCAGCAAAAAAGUUUCAGCUGUGAUUUUGGCUGUGUGAAAUUUAAGUAAUGCACUCAAUGUAUAGCUUUGUCCUAGGUGUGAGACUUUCCCUCUUCUAAGGCUGUAAGGCGUUUCUGCAAUACCAGGAGAUGUGUUCACUGAUUUCCAUCUCCACAGAACAACUGGAAUCCUGCGGCAUUAAGAAAGCUUUGGUUUCUUUCUUUCUUCUUGCGCCUGCCAGUCAACAUGACUUGUUGUUUUCUUUUGUCUGUUGCAGAGGCCAAGAAGCCAGCAAACCUCUGCAAACCCAACCCCUGCAUGAAUGAUGGAGUUUGUGUUUCUGGAAAUGGCAGCUACUGGUGUCGGUGCCAAGGCUGGGUAGGACCUCACUGUGAAAACAGUAAGCAUCAAAGUACAGUAGCCAAAAGGCAUUUAGGCCUCCUCCCUCAUUUAGAUUCAUUGUCCCCAUCUGAAACAAAUGAUCCCUGAAGAAUCCACUUGCUCCGUACCUUUGCCCCAGAUAAAGUCAAUUCAUUUCCAUUUAGAUCACAUUCCUAAAAGUAUGCUGAAAAAGGGAGGGUGGGGAAAUUAAAUAAGCUUCAUAGUAUCAAAUUUUACGGUUGACUGGUAAAUGUACUUUUGGCUUGUUCUCUUCACAAAUACUAAUCUUAAAUGACUCAGUGCAAUCUUCUUAAACCCAUAUAUUUCUUAGGUUUAAUUGGCACACUCUUUCACUAAGAUCUUGUUGGAUCUCAUUCCAAAAGAGUCAGCUUGUUACAGCAAAAGCAGAACAACCGAGCAUGUAGUGCGCACUGUAUUUGUUUUGCUGAACAAGAGGUGCUCUGCAUGUGCAAUGCCUCUUUUCUGCAUUGACCUAUUUGGAAGGAUCAGGAAGCAUAGGAGGAGGCCUACAAUUGUCUUCCUGUGAGGUUGGCGCUUUGAGCAUGUCCUUGUUGCUGCACAGAUGACACCAGCCUCACAAAGCAGGUUGCAUCCACCAGUCAAGGUGCUCCUGACAUCCUUUAGGAUGUUUGAGACCAAAUACCAAAAGAGAAGAGUACUCACAUAUUUGCUUCCACUCCCACAUAUCUUUAUCUGUGAAAAUGUCAUUGUUUUCUGGGAUUCCUUUUUGAUCUCAUAACUUACCCCUUGCAAUAUUCCCUGCGUUGUAUUACUAAAUUGCCAGAAGCAUGACAAAUGGAACUUGAUUGCUGAAGAAACCUUAAUAAUCGGUAGUGCAAACAAGACCUUACCUCAUUGGAAAAUAUACUUGUGAAAUCUUUGGGUGUUGGGAGGAGCCAUAAUAUGGAUAGUCUUAAUGAUGAAAGAGUUAACUGAUAUAUAGCUGAAGUUGACCUUUUCAGUCCCUGCUAGGUUGUCAAUGGACUAAGUGAAGCAACUUCACUACAGACCUACAGACUCAUUUGUAGGCUUCAUUCAGGUGUCCUACAUGCCAGGAAAUGAAAUUCCUGCUGAUCUGUUGCCUAAGGUUGUUAACAGAGAACAACUUAAGGUUUACGUACAAAGGUUGCAAUUGGGUUAAACCACAGGUACUACAGGUUACACGGAAAGCGGGAGGAUGUUAGGAUAUUUCCGUAUCCUAACAAUUUCAACCUGUUGGAAAAAUGAAAAGGCUUCAUUUAAAAUUCAUGUUUCAUUUUUGUAUGUAGGAAAACCAUAUUUGACUGUUUGCUCUGGGAAACAAUCAUUCUUUAUUUUUAAUAUAGGAAUUCAGAGGGGUGACACUUCACAGAUGCAUCCAGCCAUGGUCCGUGCUCCACAAAACCGACGCGGCUGGCGACAGCUGUAUCGAUCUCGCAAGCAUUCCAAAAGGCAAAUUCCAGAGACUCACUGACUAUCUUCAGCUACUGGAAACAUUGUAUGAAAGAACUGAAACACAGUCAACGUUUGCAAGCAAUAAUGCUGUUCCCCAAAGCACAGGAGUUUUGCACAGAAUCACUUCCUGGUACGCCAAAUGAGGUGACCAAUAUCUAGUUUGUGUUGAUAUUAGAUAUUUAUUGUUGCUGUACUGACACUUUCACCAUUUAAGGUCAGCGUUUCUUCUGUAUGGUGAGUUCCAUAGCUCUGAAGAUUUCAGUUUCUGUACUGGAUUGGACAUUCUUGGGAAAGUUGGUACCAUUUUAAAGUUCAGAUGAAACCAGCAAAAUGACUAAGGUUUGAUUUAUAUUGUUUACAGAUACCUGAAUUUCCCUGACCAUCGAGAAGUUCCAGGCAUGCAGUGCUUACUUGGGUUUGGUUUCCUUGGGAAGGAGGUCACUGGAGGCUUAUGCCUUCUUUUAAUUAUUUGAAUUUAUUUACAAAUAUGCAGGUUAAAAAAAUGUGAUAGCUUUAAGUUUAAGCCUUAAACUCUAAUAUAUAGCCAAAGUCCACUGCUCCCCCAUUGGAUCUUCACAGCGAAGCCCCCUCCAAAGGCACUUCCCUUCUGUGUCUGACAUCCCAACUCAGAAUGAAGUCCACUCACAGCUAAAUUGCCAUCUGCCCCUGGAUUGAGGUGGAGGAAAUGAGGGUGGCUCAUUUUCUCCAAUUAAUUUUUCUAAUCAAUUAUCAAGCUUCCCAAUCCACUGGCUGCAAGAAUCCUUUUGCAAUAAAUUCUAUCAGUUUGACUAAACAGUGUGCAACUAUUUAGAAAAAUGGGCACAACCUCAUCACUUUAUUAGGAAUGGCUUCCUUUGCAGCAUGCAACCUGUGCUUGCAAAAGCAAUCUGUUGGCUAGCUCUGGUUAUUGGUUGUACGUCGCUUGUGGUACAACCAACACCCAGAACAUGUGCCAUGCUCAAUUCUUUUCUGUGUUGUCCUCUGUAUGUUGUUGUUUGUUUGUUUUUCGCUCUGCAUCUUCUGUCUGUAGGAAGAAAACUUGUUAAAUUGGGCCUGACAAGCAUUUUGCAGUUCUAAAGCACCACAUCAGCAGCUCACCUGUUGCAAUAUUUAAUAAGCAUUUGACUUUCUGCACCAGCUUCAUUUAGUUAUGCCAUUCCAUCGUGCAGUAACAUGAUGUGAAAAAUAACUUGGGAAAAUGCUGAUCAGUAAUAAGAGGAGUUGGGUAUGAGGUUAAGAUGGGUAUAAAGCUGUUUUGAACUGUUGAAUCUACUGGAUUGAGGGUUUUGUUUGUUUGUUUGUUAUACCACCAAAUCCAUAUCAGUUUUCUAUUUAUCUCACCGAAGCAGUGCUCUUAGUUUUGCCAGUUGCAGCCCUACCACAUUUUAUCUGUGUUAAGGAUAUAAACAUGUAAGGUUUCUGAAGUAGGUUUCGUUCUCUAGUGCAGGGGUAGCUUUCAGUUCUUGGAAUGUAUUUUUGCUUAUCUGCAGAUAUUGGGACAGCUGAACAGAGGGAAUAUAGACACAGCUGAGCUAUUCAAACAAGGUACGAAGACAAGUUUCACCACUCUGCUCCCAGUGCCCUUAUAUGCCAUUCCAACCUUUCUGCACUGUAGUGUUGUUUUGUGUUUUUAUUAUACCUUUUUAAAAAAGUUUAUGCUGUAUGAAUAGACCCACUGAAAGCAGCAGGCUAAAAUCCAUUUAUUUGAUUGGAUCUACUCUGACUAAGGUUGGGCAUCCACCCAUUUUGAUUAUAUUGGCUCUCCUAUUGAGGCAGAUAGGAAAGUCAAAAUGGUUGAAAAUAAAGAGUAAAUUUCAGAGUGCUAAGAUUGCAUCCAUCACUAGCAAACCUAUCUAAAAUGAUGAAACAGUAGGCACCCAAAAAUAUUUAGAACAAGGUGAAAAUCUGAGGCAUCUGCACCCAGUUUUGCCCAUCUUGGGAGUCGUAAGACAUUCCAGCGCUCAGCCUUCCCUUGCAACAGUUCCUUUUUCCCAGCAUGUACAGCAUCCAACACUGAUUGCAAGUAGGCCUGAUGCUUCUUCAUAGCCGCAAAUGGACACUAAAGUUUGCUUCUCUGCUGGAGUUUUGUAAUCAGAAGAGUUUGUGCAAUUUUCUCUUAACCUGAGGUUUGCAGUAGGCUGCUCCCUCCCUAGGCUGCUUAAUCAAGCCUUCAGAGCAAGCUGGAUGAGAAGUGUUUUUUAUUAGGGGAAAAAGAUAAGACUGGGCUUUCUACACAAAACAGCAGCAGCUUCUACUUACUUUCCAUUCUAAGAGGGCCCCCCAGUGGACAAAAGGGCAUUUUUCCGCCCUCCUUUUUGAACUCCCAGAGAGUAUUUAUUUUCAUCAAAGAGAGUUUUGGAUUAUGUUAACAGGGCCACACGGCAAAAAGGUUUGGCUGUAUAUGGGCCUGCAAAGUUAAACGUUAUAGACAGACACUGCUUGGUUUUCUCUCUCUCGUUUUUUGGACUAUGUAAUGAUUUUUACACGCACGCUUAGAUUAUAGCCAACCUUUUUCUUUAUUAAAAAAAACUUUUCUAAAAUAGCAAUGGAUUGAAAAGACACAUGUACAACAAAUAGAAAGUAUUAUUUUUAGCUAGGAACACAGUAACAACUUCAUUCUAUGGUGAGUUAAAUGAAGGCUUUGGGUCUGAAACUGCCUGCUUUACAUAUUGACUUUUUGUGUCCCUGGCCCGCCCCCCUACUAUCAGCUAUAGUGUUGAGGUGGAGGAAACACAGCGCUGUGUGUCAGGAUGAGAUCUGUGGCACAGAUGCUGGGGUACACCUCUGGCACCUUCCCCCUUGAUGCUUCCAGUUUCUCAGGGCACCUGAGGACCAAAUCUUUAUUGACCCCUCUGCCUCCCCUGCCCUUAUUCCCCCAUCUUAAACACUUGCGCCAGCAAAGAGACAAAAAUGCAGUACAGACACCACAAGACAUGUACAAUGGCAGUGACAAGGCGCACACUGGCACAAUUAAUUCCUAGGGUCAAUGUAGACCCAUUACUUCAACAACUGUGGAUGCUACUUGUAUGACAAAUGGUAAAAUACCUGUUGCUUUCAGAAUGGUGCCACACAUGGUGUAGCUCUUUCAGAUGGGCCUGUAACCUGUGGAUAGUGGAUAUGCUUGUACUGUGGUUUUAAAAAGCCUGGUUUUUUAAAAAAUACACGGUGAUUACAUUACACAGGUGGCUUUUUAGCUUAAAUGAUAUAUUGUCUGCAAACUUAAACUGUUCUCCCCUGAUAUGAAGUAACCCCCUGGAGAUUGUUUCCCUCUCAAAAGAAGAAAGGAGAAAAUGUAUACUCACAGAUCUAGGGUUUCUGCCCGCCUUGUGAGUUUCUGGCCUUUCCAAUUGAUGCCCCAAUGAUCCAGACAGCAUUAAGUACUUCUAAGACUACAAUCCUAUGCAUGCUGACCUGGCACAAGUCAAUGGGGUAUACAUACUAAGAAAGCAAACAUGGUUAAACAGCAAAUUCUUCUUGAUUGUCAGGGUACCUGCUUAGGCACAUGCUUGACUCAAGCCAUUUUGGCUGAAUCUUGGAGCUAAAGGGGGGUGGGGGCAGAGAGAUGGUUUACAAAUGGCAGAAGACUGGUGUGGGAUGAAAAAUCCUGUGUGAAUAUUCCUUUCCACCCCACCACCUAUUUCUGGAGCAGUAAGAGAUCUCCCAGCAAAGUAGUAGAGCAGGAGUCACUCAGUGCCUAGAAGUCACAGCAGUUAAUUAAAUCAAAGUACACCAAUUGCUGUACACUGCCCUAUGUUAUCAGUAUUUCCCCAGGGGCAAAUAUCGCUUCUACUGCUGAGGGGGGAAAGCUGUUUUUUCAUAAUAAACUACGUAGUUUGGGGAAAGAUGUUUGGAGAUCCUGCAGUGACUGACCAGCAGGAGUGCACAUUUAUUGCACAAGAAAAUGUUCAUCUGAAAAGGCCCUUGGAUAGUGAGAUACUGAGCUCAAGCACCUGUGGUCUUUACAGCAUUUAGUACUGUGUUAGUACAAACAAUUUAAUAAAAAAUUCUUUCCUUUGUAUACAGCUAGCUUUGAAAAAUUAUUCAUAUUCAAGGUUAAAAUUCAGGAACCUGACAUUUUUGGCACAGAGUCCACACCUAACUCUGCCUUAUAUACAUAAUUUAAUCUCCUUGGGUUUGGGGAACACAGCUCAGUCAACUUCUACCUUGGUCUAAUUAUACUUUUGUUUACAGAAAACAGAAUGAUAAGAAUAUAUUCAAGGGUAAAGGGGUGGAAUUCCCCACUCUUCCAAAUGUUUGGAUGAUUAAAUUCACCAUACUUGGGUAAACAAAUUCUCCUUCGCUUUUGUGCACUUAACUUCCAUACAGUAUGCCAACUAUUGUGCAGAAUAUGAUGAUGUGGCAUCUGUUCCUACACGCUACUAUUACGUGUAUAUUAUUAACCUGAAGCAUUCCAGAGUAACUAAAGUGCAUUCAAAUCACCCCACAGCAUACUUAAUCACAUUUUGGAAGCUAGGACAGAAGAUUCCACCCCUUUAUUCCUCAAAUGACAGAUGCAGUGGCUAAAGAAUUACGUUAAAUGACUUUCUGGCCCCAAUCCACAAAGAUUUAAGUUCCCAUCCAUGCACAGCCUCUAAUCUAUAGCAUUUAAGUGUAGAUCCUUAGUCAUAAUGAGAUAUCUCUGCUACUUAUGCCCACUGGAAAGCCCUUCUUAAUCACAGGGGUUGUCUGUGGGUAUUGGAAUGUCUAGUCACCUGUGAACCCAGUGCAUUGCUCUUGUGCCGACAACUGAUAAUAGCUCUCUUCAGUGCUAUUUUUCUAGAAAAAGAGAUGCCAGAACUGCCCAAGAACACCUCCCUUGUUCUCUUAUAUUGGCAAUGGCACCCACCCGAGAGGUGCUGGAACUGAGUUCCAGCUGAAAAAAGCCCUGGCUUUCCUUGUACAAGCAUUAAACAUUGAAAAUUAAGAAGCUGUAGCAGUGGUUGUCACCCACUGGGACUAGUUGGAUGGGAAGCCAACAGUAGGUGGUGCCAGAGCCAAUGAAAGACAUAGCCAACUAAUUUUAAGUUUUGUCCCCAUCCUCCUGAGUGCUACAAGGGCAGAACUGAGGCUAAGGAGGAGAAUGUUCACUGCCAGUGCCAGUCCUGGACUGGUUAUGAGUAAGAAGGCAGGCAGGCGGGUGGGAACUGGCUAUGGGUUGGUGGGACACUGCCCCCAUUUGCCCUAACAAAUGAGCCUCCACUGAGCUGUACUUGUUUUUUGGUCAGGAAUUCUUUGUGGAAAGUCAGGCUGCAUUGUGUACAACAAUAAUAAUACCUUUUAGCUGUGUCUCUUGGUCUCCCUGGCCAAAAUUUUCUCCGUUGGUUGGAACAGCUCUUCUCCAACAGAAAAGUCUGACACAGAGACUUGUAUUUACUUAACCAGCUUUCAGGAUUUUAGCUCAGGAAACUGAAUUUACCUCCGUGAUCCCCAGGCCCUGGUGUAUCAGAAGAACAUUAAACAGAUCUGGCAAGAAUUCAGUCCUUGCUGUUCUAUUGCUAACAACAAAUCCUGGAUUGGACAACAGUAAAACACCAAAAUAGAAAUACACAAAGGCAUCAUUAUGUACAUUGGCCGGGUUAAAAGCAAGGUUUCCACUUGGGUUAACUCUCUCAGCUGCACGGCACUCCUCUGCUAAAAAAGGAGCAAAUUCCUUAGUCUGAUGAAGGCCAUGUUGGGUUCUGACCCUGGUCCCUCCAUUAUUUCUUGGUAUACAGCUGGCCAUGCUUUACCUCAUCUAGACCAUUCUGUACUUGCAAGAGAAUCCUGUAGUCCACGAAUGGCCACUUCUAAUAUUGAGUCCAUUAUUGGUGCUAGGAUUUCCUAACUAGCACCUUUCUUCUCCCAUUCCUGCAAAACAAAAAUGGAAAAAUAGGCCCCACUUGAGGGCUUAUCCUUAUCUUUAUAUAUUUCUUUCCAAAACCCCAAUAGUUUUAAAUAUGCCAUAGGCCAUGGGCAAAUUAUUCUUGCCAUAAUAAGCACUACAGGCAUGUCUUACCUUAGCUUUCUGUAGAACUGUUCCUUUCCCUGUGACCAUGACAGAUAAAGGCCGGUUUUUUAGUGCCAUUGCUGAAUUGACAGGCGAGUUUUCUGUGCCAUUCAUAGGGUUGGCAACCUUCAUCUGUGUUUAUGGGGGAAAGAUAAUAGCUGUGGUCAUACACAAUUGUCUAAAAUAGUUCAUCAGGCACAGGUCAGAGAGCCCUUCUUGCCGAACAUUAAAGAUCUCAUAUUCCAUCAUCACAAAGCAUCAGCAAUAAAAGUGCUGUUUAUUAAUGGCUUAUUAGAUCUACCUCUGGGCACUGUUUAUUGACUUUAUGCUUUUGGUUUUAAUUAUGUUGCUUUAUCUGUUGUUAUCAGGAACGGCCAAUGAGGUGCUACAUUUAUAAGCCACCCUCCCAACUCCAGCACUGCUGCGUACCAGGACAAGGUGGGGCAGAGCAGUGGCAAGGUCAGAGCUCCAUGGGGUGCUCUGGCAAAGGCAAUCUGGCACACCCACCAAGGGGAACCCACACAGCCCUGACUGUGCUGACAAUUGGCUCCACCCAAAGACUGUUGCAGGACGUGGCAGUGACACGAGAGGGGCUCGGCAGCCACUUCUGAUGGCAACGCAUAAAACUCAUAGCUAUGUGGCAGUCUGUAAGUCUAGGUGUAUUCCUCAAACUGAACAACGUUCCUCAUCCCUGCUGUAACUGGAUCUAUAGCUCCAUGACAAUAUGGCUCCUUGGGGUAUCAUAACUGAGGUAUCAAUCAACCCCACAUGCUAUUUAGGCCUAGCUGUUGGGAGACACAGGCAUCCAUAUUGCUAUUACCAGCCUCCAAGGGUGGUCAUGUGCAGUUCUGGCUAGGAAAAUAGUGAGGGAGAAAAGCAUUAAAGCCCCUCCUUCCUCAGUGCUGCUAUUUUAAGCCCCCUGCCCGCCCACCAAAUUGCCUUUUGAGCUUUACAAAACACAUCAAAAAUGCAAUCAUGGAUCUUCUGCAUCAUGCGUAGUUUGAACCAGCUGCUGGCUUCAGCUGCUUCGCUUUGCUGAAAAAGACCCUGCUAACGAUGCCAAUUAUAAACAGCCGCCUACGUACUUUAGGGCUUGCGUUCUCCAGGUGUGUGGUGUCCACCGCAGUGCCAAGUGUUACAGGCCCAGACUCUGCUUUCCGGAGAUUCUCCUUCACCUCCACGAGACUCAGCUCCAAGUCCACACGCUGAUCUUCUUUCCUUUUGCACUCCUCCUCUAUUUCCUUCAGUUUUUGCUCCAGUGUGGGCAAAAGGCUCUUGUCUGCCGAGGAAAGAAGCACAUGCAGGUGGAAAUCCAACAGUAGAUGGGCAGUGUGUACCCUUCCCUAUUGCCUGUCUGUCUCCUCAGAUGAUGGUGGCAGACAAGAGGGUGGCUGCUGACCUAGCCCUCCCCCCGCGCCUAAAGUGGAGGCUUUUCAGAGCAGAUUACAUGUCAAUGGAGCACACGAGACCAAAACAAUAUGCCCCGUUCCACUGAUCUCUGAAAAUGAAGUGGAAAUGAGAGGCAUUUGUUUACCUGUGCAGCUUAUCAGCAUCUCUUUCAGCUCCCUUCUGUCUUUCCGUAGCUGUGCCAGCUGAGAGCGGAUUUCUUCUUUUUCCCUCUCCAAGCGAUCUCUUUCUUCCGAGUAUCGCUUCACUUCAGCCUCAGUCCUGUUCUUGCCGAGUUUGGUUUCUACAGGUGCUACAAAUAAAAGAUGAAGAAAUUAAGCUCAGGGACAGAGACUGGAAUUCCAAGAACUUUCCCUUUAAACCAGCAGCUAAAUACACUAGCGCCAUGUUUUAAACAUGGGCUGAAAAGCUAAUGAUAGCAGCCACUGCCUCUACCAUAAGUCUCCGUCAUGAAGCUGUUGGGUAAAGAGAGAUUACUGCAGACAGCAAACACACCUGAAUUCACCACCUUGGAGCGUUCCAUUUUCUCUUUGGAUGCAAUCAUAAUUGUGGUGGUGUCCUUAAUUUCAGGGCCACUCUGAGGAAAGGCAAUUUGCUGCUGUUGUGCCUGAAUUUUGAUGGUUGUUGUUCGUGGUGGGAGCGGCUCAUCAAUGUCUUGAGUCCUCUGCUAGGGAUGUCGGAUGAGAGAGAAGGUUUCAGAGGUUAAGCAACAUAGAAGGCUAGCAGAAGCUGGCUGUCCAUUUAAGAUCCCAGCAAGCUGCUCAAUGCUAAGUUUUGUCUAGUUAUAGAAUAAAUAAUAAAAAUUAUAUGCCGCCAAUCUGACUGCAUUGCCCCACCUACUUUGGGCAGUUUCCAACAAAUCAAAACAUCAAACAGUAAAAUAUCAAACAUUAAAAACUUCCCUAGCAUCUGGCCUGACUGGCAGUGCCUCUCGUACACCUGAGGCCUUUAGCUAGAGAUGGUGGGGAUUGAACCUGCGGUCAUCUGCAUGUGAUGCUCUACCACUGAGCUAUGGCCCCUCCUCGAUAUCUCGGAUUUGUUUUUAAGCAUUACCGGGUCUGGAAUCUCCAGUGAUCUUCUACUCAAAUCUGCUUCUUUAUGCAAGAUGGAGGAGUCUCUCUCAGAGUCCGCUGAGCUCUUACUGGAAGCUCUUUGCAAUGAUGGAGAAACGGAUGGGGAAAACUGGUCCUGCUUCUUGGCAGCACAAUGAAGGAAGGAUUUGACUGGCGUGAGGUCUAGAUAGACUCUGUCCUGAUCCCCCUCAUCUUUGCCUUCAUUUUGGGGCACUUCCUCCUGUCAAAGAUAAAAAGCAUCUUCUUAGAAGAGCGCCCAAGAAAUGCCACUCUGUUUAGAACAAGAGAGGCCAGCAUAAAAUUCUUUAAACAUUACAUACAGUUAAACAACAGUACAGACCUGAAACAAGGCAAAUUGCAGACACCUUGCAAUUGGGAUCACUUGUUAUUUCCGGCAUUAUAAAUACAAACUGCAGCCAAUGGAAAACAAAAUGGUCCCCUCCCCCCAUCAACAUGAGCUGUAAUUGCAACAAAACAAAACCCUCACCAUUGUUGUUGCCUCUGGAACAUCUACAUCAUCAUAGAGCUCCUCUAGUCCCUCCUUCCCCUUUGGCAAGUUGUCAAUAUAAGUGUUCGGCUCAGAGUACUUCCUCUGCAUUAAGCUGGAAAAGAUAGAAGCAGAUGUGCUAUCAAAAGAAGUAAAAGCUACACGAGACGAUGAUGUGAUAUUAGUCUAUACUCCCAUAAGACUUCCUAAUAUGCCAGUUACUUUGGGUAGUAGUCAACUAACAUUUACUCAGAGCAAAUCCAUUAAUUUCAAUGGGUCUACUCUGAGUAAAAGCUAGUUGAUUGCCAUCCACUGGAUGUUGCAAGGCACCUGUUGCUCCUGCCUACUAUCUUGUCUCCAGCAUCCACAGGUCUGCAAUGUGAAGAAGCCACUAACCACAGUGUAACCUCCCCUUUUGUUUGAGACUGAAUAUGUUAAAUGCCUGGAAUAUACUCAUUCUCUAACACAGGACAAGGCAUAGGUUUCAUCAAGCCAUAAGCAACAUUGUGUGUGUGCUGCAUGUCUUAAACAUUCAGCUAGGAGUUCAAAGAAAAACAGAGAUUGCUAGACUGCACACAAUUACCACAUCAGAAAAUAAGGAGAGCUAGUCACCAUCAAUGCAAUAUUUCACAACAACCAUCUCACGAGUGGAUACUUCAUUUGAAUGCAAACAUGGUGGGUAUUUACAUAUCAGAACCCUUUCCUGCUUCUUUUCGCUAGCAAUUGUAACCUCAUCAAAAUUGUUCAUUACAUACUUUUCGGAUAAAAGCUACUUGUUUGGUAGGAACGACUAGAAAUCAUCCAUCAGAAGACAGGUCAGAAUGUCAAAUAUGCUACCAUAGAAACUUACAGUAAUGAAUUCUUUGCUGCACUGACGAUGCAGGAGACCCUGUCAGCAUCGACAUAAUCAUAGGUUAGCUCUUCAGGGUCUGUUUUUGAGCCAGAUUCUGACAAAAGGAGACCAAGCCAGUGGCCCAUUUCGUCACAAGACUUGGCCUGUUAAACCACCAAAGAAAAAAACAAUCAUUAAGGAUAUAGGCCAAACUUACUACAAGAAGCCUAAGUUGCUUUCAUCAGAGUAAGCAGAAAUGAUGGAAAGAAAAAUCAAUUUAGGGUGUGCCACCCUGGGCUCCUUGAGAAAGAAGAGCAGGAUAGAAAUGUGAGUAAAUAAAUAAAAUUCUAUGCAUCGUAAUAUCUAAAAACAUCUUCAACAGUCUUAAAAAAAAUGUGUGUGUGUAUGCAAAUACACACACACACACACAAAUUAUAAACACAGAAAGCCAGAAGAGGGCACCAGUUUACCUUCCUAAAGUUCCUCUACCAAACUGGCUCAGAAGCAAUUAUGAUUAAAACUUUCAUCUUGAAUGGUGAAAGCACCCUGCAAUCACCCUGAAAGACCCACGAAAAAUUAUUUAUAACCUCCAGCUGGCCUUAACUAAAAUGCUGAGUCUAACAUGCACCUUAGCUUCACAAAUUGAGAUAAUCUGAGUAACUUUUUGAAGCCUUCCUUAUUUUGUUCCAUCAACCUCAGCAAUCUUAAGUGCUAAACAAAACAACAUCCAGAGCCUCUGGCAGUCGCUGGCAAGUGAGCCUGUUGUUGGUAGCAAGUAUUCCUCCCACUACAAAAUGCAGGAAAUGUGUCACAUUUCCCUUCUCCCACUCUAAGGGUGCUGAUGUCAGAGAAUCUAAGAUUAGAGGUAAACAAAGAAGGAAAACAACUCUGAUCCAAGUCAAGUGAAAGUUACGGAUAGGAGUGGCUUGCUUUUUCCCCCCAAGGCAGCUUGUCGGCUGAGGUGACUGGAGGUAGCUCCAAAGAAAGUUACACUGUGUGUGUGUUUGUCUUCACCAGUCUUAUCUUUCUUUUCAGUGGUGAAAACCAACUACUCUUAUCAACCCAUACUGAAUCCAGCUGGCUGCUUAUUUCAGAAAACAUUUCAGGUGUACAAUAUUCCAAUCAGAGGGCAGGGUGGGGAUUCAGUAUUCACUUACUAUUCUGACUAGUAAGUGCUGCUUUCCUGCCUUGAGUGUUUCUUUGGAUGGAAAAGCAGAAUAGACGUCUAUUCAUUUAAUAAAAAUAAGCUGCCUGGUUAGCUGUUUAACAUCUUUUUGCAUAGCAUUUUGUUCAGACUGGCUGCAUUCAGGUGUCACACUAAACCAUGGUUUAUGACAACAUAUACAAGCAGCCUGCAGUGAGCCUUGGCUUAGCAUGACAUGUGAAGUAGGUUAGAAUGCUGUAAGGAGAAGUGUUGAAUGAAGUCUACAAGCAAUUUUCGUGGGGUUUUUUUAAUAAAAGUGAAAAAAUCAAUACAUUUACUUAUUUGGGGCAGGAAGGUCUCUCUCUUAUAUUUCCACACUCCUCAAUGAAAUCUGCUUCAGGAAUGUGGCAGAUUACCCCAAACAGGCUAUGUACAUAAGAGAAAAUAAAUCUACACCAAUAGCUAUGUUCCCUAGACUGAACCAUUCAAUUGUGUGCACUACAAUGAGUUGCAAUGAGUAGCUGUGUUGCUCAUAAACAAAUGACUCCUACUUCUAGAGAAAUUGGCAACCCGUACCUCUAACAUGGCCCGUUCCUCUCCAUUAUGCAGGAUACGGAAUGAGUAGAGAUGAUCAGGAGUUGGGUCUGGGAUAAUUUCACAGCCCGUCAGGUUGAGAGGCUGCUGAGCAGUUUUAUUUCUGUUCUUGUCCUGGUAGAAAUGGAGCUGCCCAUCUUUCACAUGACACCACCGAGAUCUCCACUGGCUGUUCACAAGGACAUUCAGGUACGCUGCAAAGAAGGAGACUCUCCCUUAGUGACAUCUAGGUCACCCUCUACGCUGGUCUUUCCUGCUAGUCGCAGAGACCCAAAUGAAAUGUAAAUGUUUCACAAGGCUUUGUUUGGGUUGCUUACUACAUGUAUCCAAAGACCUUUCCGGACUGUCCAGCGUGGCAGAUUUCUUCCUCCCAAGGUUCAUCAGGUUGCUCAGUUUUAAACCAGACGUGCCCUUCUUCUUAACUAUAAAUAAAUAAAUAAGAAGGAAUAAACAAGCCAUAUACAAAGCUGUACUUCUGAAUAUCUAAUGCAAUGGCCAGGAGACACAUUACACACAAUUUGCAUCUGAUGUUUGUGUGCGGAAUCUUGCUUGGUGCAAUUUAAGAAGAGACUCAUAUAAGCGGCAGCAUUAAUAAUGUACACUUACAUGACCCACAUCAGUUAUGAAUAAAUGUGUUACUUUAAUGAGCCAGGCAUUAACUCCCUUCUGCAACUACUGGUGGAAACAAAAAAGGGGCAGAGUACCGUAAUGCUGUUCUCAUCUCAGUCCCUGGAGAUUCCUGGCUCUCCGUGAAUAGAGGUACGAACGCAGCAGGCUAUUAAGCUACAACCAUAUAAUAUGUCGUUUAUGGAUGGGACAGGUGGGGGCCAUUCAUAUGUCACGUGUAGGAAGGCUCUAGUCAAUUCAGUAACAACCAGGCAACCGGCAAGCUCAGUUUGACUUAUCAAAGGCAAGUGCACUAUUCCAUCUUCUUUUCACUCGACAACCACGUUAUCUUUUUUGAACGGCUAUUACCGUCUUUGGUUUCUGUCAGUUCUGUGUGACCAUCAGUGCUGCUUCCGCUUUCUGAUGCGACUGAGUACCUCUCAGCCGUCUCCACCUGCAGACAAGAAGCAGGGAUGAGGUCCACAGCACCAGAGAUAGAACAGCAGCAUAGUAAUGGCUGAAAUGCUGCUCUCUCCGAUGAGAAAACGCCUUUGCAUUCGUGAAAAUUAGGGGCACAUAUCCAUAGCUGAGGAAAUGAAGACCCAUUUACAAACUAAGAUUAAUCCACAGGAAAUAACAUUUGGCCCAUAAAGAUGGAUGCUAUAAAGGCUCCUCUAGCUCUUGGGAAAACCCCUUUGUUCUGCUGUGUGUAGUUGCUCUGGUUGGACACAGUCUUCCUUAUUCAUAAUGGCUCCUGGUGUUUUGCUUUUUGAAGUAAAUUCAGGCAACCAUAUUUGUGCCAACUCAAAAAAUAAAAUUAUACACGAGAGUUUUAUUUUCCGUCCUCAUUGCCAUAUACUGUGAAGCUUUCUAGCUGUGAAUGUUUCUUUGUGGUUUACGUUCGCAUCUAUAGCUCCUGCCUCAGUUGUACAUCAUCAGCACAUGCUCAUUUACAUUGUGGCAAGCUGUGAGAAACAGAAUGCUGGACUAGGUGAGCCAUUGGCCUGUUCAGCAGGCUCUUCUUAUGUCACAAUUUCCCCACCCUUAAUUUAUCUGGAUCAGGCCCAGUGCUUGAUGACUUUAAUUUUGCGCUCAGUAUAUCAUUAGAGCUUGAAACUCUGGAACAGUCAGUCUACAAAGAAGUUCUCGUUUCACCAGAUGCUUUAGGGAUAUCUAGAAUUCUAGCCCUAUUUAAAUAAUACUUUCAUUUGGAUUUGGCCAGGAUUAAAUCUAUAAACUUCCUAGAAUUAGAUUUAUGCUUGAAACAAACUUUGGGGGGGGGGGAGAGUAGCUAUUAAAAGAAUUGCUGAUGUUAAAAUAAUGCAAAAAUGGCUUGACACUGAGCCAGUUGUGCUUUAAUCAGAAAACAAGUGGUUUGUUGGGUUUUCUUCAAGUGUAAGUUUCAACCACAUUCCUGUUUUGAUGGUGGGAGUAACUUCCUGUAUAUUAAUCAGAAGUAUUUUUUUAAAACUUAAAAUAAUUUGAUGCAACAGGAAAAAAUUUAAUCUUUGAACAGCACUUUUGUUAAGAGAUAAAACAUACCUGAGGCUCCAGUACUUUGGCCACCUCAUGAGAAGAGAAGACUCCCUGGAAAAGACCCUGAUGUUGGGAAAGAUGGAGGGCACAAGGAGAAGGGGAUGGUUGGACAGUGUUCUCGAAGCUACCAGCAUGAGUUUGACCAAACUGUGGGAGGCAGUGGAAGACAGGAGUGCCUGGCAUGCUCUGGUCCAUGGGGUCACGAAGAGUCAGACACGACUAAACGACUAAACAAUAGCAAAACAUACCUUGGGAUAGCUAAGUCUCUGGGAGUCUGGGACAUACUGGUUGCCUUCCCCUUGCCCAUCUGGAUAGAGACCGCUUGUCUCCUGGAUCACCUAUGGUGGGAGAGAGAGAAGCUGUGAGCAAGAUCUCAUCCUGCGGCCAUUUAUAUCUUUCUGUUCUACAGUAUACAUUCUGCAUUUAACUGACACACAGCUCAGUUCAUAGAAAGCCUCUCUCAUUAACAUGCAGAGAAGCAGAGGUCCCUCAAAAGCUCUGGUUGAGAGAGUAGCCUCGAAUGACCAUAUAAACCAGGGAUGGAGAACCUCUGGCCCAUCACAGGUUGUUGGGUUCCCUGCUCCCAUCUGGCCCAGCCAACAUGGCCAAUGGCCAGGGAUGAUGGAAGCUGCAGUCCAGCAACAUCUGCUGAAGCACAGGUUCCCCAUCCCUGGUAUAAAGAAGGCACAAAAGUAAAUGACAUGCAUGCCCAGAUCAAACACUAUUCCAAGCAAAUUCAGGCUGGAUUCUGAAGCAGCAGUGCAGAAAUGCCACAUGUGCCAUGUAGAGUUGGCAACUUUUAAAAACAAUUUCCCCUCCAUGUUCCUUUAAUAUCAACUUUAUCUGCAAAAUACUAGCAGAUGAUAAUGCUUGAAACCUCCAUGCUAGAAAAUUCCGCACUGACCCUAGCUGAUUUCUGUGGAUCAAAGAGCUGUUAGAGUAUCAGGCCAGUAUUCCAUCUGAGUGUAAUUCGGGUGUAGUAGAGGAAGAACAAAGGGGAGUGCAUCUCAGGGGCUUUUUCAAUGCAGUAAAGAUUAUAUUCACUAGAAAUAAUGACAGACCCUUCUUGUAAGUGAGUUGACAAGAAAGCUUUCGCAUUUUACUAUUGUAAAAUUUGGUAAGCAUAGAGGAAGUCCAAGAAAAUAAUCAAAAGGAGGUUGGGCACUUCUUCUCUUUUCUAUAAUGGAGUGCCAUCUGAGGAAGGAGUUGAGCUCUUACUUACUGAAGAAAGACUCCCUUCAUUACUGCUGGAAGGGUUGGGUUAGAAAGUUCCCCUUCCCCCUCCUACGUGCAAAGGGGAAAAGGGAUUUUCUCAGUUGUGCUCAAACGGAAAGGAUCCUUCUCAGAAUAAAGGCGCUUGUGGAAGAGCUGCAUUUGGAUGUAAGCUAGAGAUGGGAGCAACACCAUGACAUCCUGAGAAAUAUCCUUUAGCAUAAUCCUGUGUAGACAGAAACCUAGGAAGCUGCCUAGUACCAGGUCAGUCAGGCUCUUUGCCCAUUGAGUUCAAUACUCUCUGCUCCGAACAGCAGCAGCUCAGCAGGGUCUCGAAAUCUCAAGUAGUUAAAUUCUGGGCCAGAUCUUGACUUCUGUGCUAGCAUGGUAUGACUGUGGGCACAUUAAAUCCACACAGCCUGGGGACAACGGCAGAAGUUGUCAAGAGAGAUUGGUCCACUCACCCUGAGCCACUGCUCUGCCUGGUCUUUACUCUGCAAGCCCAGCACAAUGACAUCUGAGUUCAUGGGGAUGAUCUUCAGCUUAUGUUCCUGCUUCCUCACAUUCUUUUCCUUGUGGAUGACGCUGCACCCCAACAAAUUAACAUCCAGCUGGGGAUUUUGGUCCUUGGAAGACUUGUAGCACUGGAAAUAGGAGGAGUCAGGUGGUUUAAUGGAGAGUAAACAGGAGAUGUUGCCUACUGGUAAAAUAUCUAAGAAAGGACAGAAACUUGGCAUUGAAAUAUAGAUUGGAAUAGUUCAUUGUAGUAAAUAAUUGUGAGCCCCAAAUCCUAAGGUUUCUGAAUAGAUACAAAAUUAUAUAUGUUUCAGGCUUCACCAACCAGUGAAGGAAUUACUUGGUGAAAUUACCUUAAUCCCACAAAACGGGAAUAGUGGGGACAUUCCCAAACUUUAAGACCUGUUAUAUAGCCAUAAUACUAACAGCAGAAAGGGAACAGCAUUGGGUUUUCCCUUGCUUGCACUCUGAAACAUUCACAGAGUAGGUACUUUCUGCAGUGCAGAUGUUAACAGCAGGCAUUGGAGGUGGGCAGCUGAGCUCCUGGAAAUGGCAAACCUACAGUCCCAGCAGAUCUUCAUACCAGUCAUACACUUCUCCAAUCCAGGCACACCUUCACUCACCCAUAUCCUAAGGGAAUAGUCCAAGGCUGCAUCUGCUCUGCCCCCUGUGGCAGCUUCCCAUUACCCGUUAUGAACCUCUUCAACCGGCAGAGCUCCAGGAUGCUCCCUCAUGUGCCGUUCCUUUUUCCAAAUGCCUGCUCUGCAAGAACCACCAGUCACAGAAUCUCUCCCACACUGCUGCCAAUAAUAGCACCUUCAUCACAUUAACACUUAUCAGCAGCAGCAAUGGUGAAUAUUGAUCCUAGUCUUUGAUGUUAGUCCUUUGGGAGCAUGGGAGCAAUGCAAAUGCAACAAACUAAGCAACUAACACCAUGCAUGUAAAAUAAGUCUUACAGUAAUUCAUCAAUUGAAAGUAAAUAGGAGAGCAGACAACCCAAGUCAUGUCCUGCUUGUCGGCUUCCCAUAGGGAUCUGGGAUUUUAAACAAGAUAGACCUUUGGUCUUACCCAGCAGGCUUCUUCUUGGGCUUUGAGGAACAUCUAGAUAGAGCUCUUAAGAAUUGCUCUCGUUUUGAGAAAAGGUAUAUUAGACACCCUGUUCCCUGCUUGCUUACCAACAAUCUGUUGUCCUUAAUGACGCAGAGCUGCUUGGCCCACUGGCCCAGCCAUUUUUUUCUCCAAAGGAAAGCACAGAUCCGGGCAUCUUUCAUGAGCUCAAUGGAAGCUUCAGGGGAAGGCCACUGGUGAGGGGCUGACUUGCCUUUGCUGCUCUCUUCUUCAUCAUAGGAUUCAUAGGAGCUGCUGACUGCUUCCCCAUCAUCUGCAUCCAUGGGGGCAAAAAAACCAUCAUUAUAAGCACUUCCGGGUGACAAAGCCAUGUGUUACUUCCAUGUUCCAUUAGGCAAGCUCAAGAACAAUUAUAGCAUGCAUGAAAGAGACACAAAAGUAAAAGGCAAGGAGGUCUAAAGGCCUGCAAAGUUUAAACAAUCAGACCUGCUCCAUUGAAAAGGCAAUUUCCCUUCAUCUUCUGUCUGUCUCCCACACACUAAGAUCAGCAUAUGCAAGCCAGAAUCAGAUCUCAAACAAGCCAUCCAGAGCCAACCCCAAACAUUUUGCUGUCUGAGGUGAAGGACAAGAUGGCGCCUUCCUGCCAUUUCAUGAACAGGAGCCAACUUGACAGACAGUCGAACUUUUCUUCACUAUGGUGGAUUGGAUAGCAUCCUCUCUGCCGUGGAGAACAGCAGGUUAGUCUGAGGGUGCAGGACAGGCCCUGUGGCACACACAGCUCUGUGCUUCAAAGAUGGAACAGCCAAAGGAUGGCUCCCCAGCACCUGCCUCCUGAGGCAGUUGUUUUGCUUUGCCUAAUGGGAGGGCCAGCCCCGCAGUGGUCAUAUCAAACGAUGCAGGAAUCAUAUACAUUUUUGAUUUGAAUAUAUGAAGCUGCAAUGAUUGAUGAAACCCUAACUUCUCCUGAAAGGUGAAAUGCUUAAAUGGUAUUCCAAAAAAAAGGUUAAAUGCUCUGUUAAUACAUUUCAGUUCUGCUCAGCUUUCCAGAUGCAGCAAAUACAUUGGAUGGAAUGUAUAUUUGCAAAUGUAAAUGUAAAUAUUUGUACAUUCAGCACAUUUUGCUGGGAAUAUUUUGCUUGGCUAAUUAAUAAAAGCCAAGCAGUAGUGCUGCAAGGUAAUCCCAAAAUCAUACAAAUUGUUUGAGGUUGCAAGCAUGUGGCCACCAAGACUUUCCUUUUGCAACUUUGGUACAGACACACCCAGCUCAGUCUCCUACUACAGACACAUUCCUCAAGUGCUAUCAAAUGUUUUCUGUAGGUUUUAUACACCCAGCUGAAAAAGCAUAGGACUGUGGAGGGUGUGCAAGCUGUUAUCUGCCAAAUGUUAGUUGCUGCUCCCUAAAUAUCAGGCAGAUAACAGCUUGUAGCAACAUUCUGAAAAACAGGUCCAAAAUUCAUGCAUAUGCUCACUCCAGUCAGCAUAUGGAGAAUGACCAAUGGGCAGAACCAUGCCGAAAGAAACUUAAUUUGAAAUUUAAUUUCAAACAACUGAUAAAUGGCAAAAAAUGUAAAUAUUUGUUUAGAACAGUGGAAACCAUGAUACAAAAUAGACAGCAAAUUAAAAAUGAUAUAGAGGUUAUAAAGCUGUAAAUUAUAUAAAACUGAGUACAUGAAUAGUUGAAACAGUUACAAUGAGGCUACUCAGCAGAAGUAAUAUUAAGCUGUUCGCAUAAGCUGCUUAAGGCAUCUAAAUCUAGCACCCUCCCUCCAAUCCAGCAAAUUUAGAGGCAAUAAGAAAGUUUCACUACAUUAUAAAGGCAUUCCAAAGCAAUAUAGGGGAAGUUAAAUGAGAUAUAGGCUAUUCCACAGUAUUGAGAUAACUUGAUCACAGAAUGGAAAUGAUUCAUAAUUCAUAAUAACAGAGAACAGAGCAGUUUCUAAGAUCCCUGCAGAUCAUUGACAAAUCCCAGACUUUUCUGCAUCUCCCCAAAGCACCAUGUCUUCAGCACUCAGGAGAAAUGCUAUUAGGAGAAAGGGAAAGGAAACAAUAUUGGCCAAAAGAAGAUCAGAUUAGAAAGCAGAGACACUUUGAGCGAGAAACAUCAAAAAGGUACCCCCAAAUAGAAAUGUAUUAUAGUAAGAUAUUCCAUUCCCAAUUAGGUAAAAAGUCUGUUUUGUUCCAGAACAGGCUUGAAUGGGUCACAGAGGUAAUUAUCUAGGUUUUUUUCUCUUGUUUUUAAUUGGAUUAUAGAGUAACCUGAAUUUACUCAUUCAGGUGAUGCUAUCAGAGAACUGGCAGCUGAGUCACCUAUCUCCAAAGCAAGAUAUAGGGCUCGUUGCUGUGUUUAAUCUCAUUUGUAUGAUAGGAAGAAUGAUCCAUGUAAUCAAGGAUGCUUAGCCAGCAUCUUUUGUGCUCUUCCAGACUCUGGCCUAGGCACAAGAUAAUCAUGGCUUCCUGAAACCAAACUUCGGCUCAUUCAGUAUGUGGAUCUGCUCCUUCUGUACCAGAAUCCAGAAAUUAAUUCCAAAAAAGAACCUAAUUUACACAUUUCAAUCCCCUUUUCUUUCUCUGCGAUAAACUGUUACGUCACCCUCAUUGUAAAACAGUGAUCUCUCUGUCUGCCUGCCUGCCUGUCUUUGUGUCUGUCUCUCUGUAUUCAGCAUUUAAUUCUGAUGGGCUGGGGUGUCUCAUCAGCCUAUAGCUCCAGCACCAUUCCACUCGCUUCGUUUUGUUUUAUUUUUUUAAACGGUCGCAUUUGUUCUCUAAAUUAAUAUCACUCAUUGCAUCCCUGGCUUCUGUGUUGCUUAUUACCAAGCAAGAAUAUUUGUUUGCUUAUGUCCUGCCCUGAAGCCCACUCAAGUUGAAGUGCAUGGAAAUGACAAAAGCAUUUUGGAAUAAGGUAAGAUUCCACAGGUAAGAUUGGCUAGCAACAUCUACAGUUCUGUAGCUGCCUACUAAGAGAUCAUUCCUGGCUAAGAGAUCGCAAAAGAAUAGACAGCAACUUUCCAAUCCUUUAUCACCCCUUGCCACACAUAUGCAUUCAGGAUGAGAAUGUGAUCAUGCGGUGAUCCUUUAACCAUGUAUCAAUGGUGAAAGACCAUCUUUGUUCAUAUGACAAGGAAGUCAAUGCAUGAGUGGUAAGUUUUGAAAACAUGCCAUACCCAUAGUUAUUGUGGCAUAUAUUACUCCCUCAGUAACCUGCAACCCUGGUCUGGAUCCAGUAGCUGCAAGCCUACCGUAAAGACCUGCACAAGCACACAUGGAAAAGAAAGAGAGGGGGAGAGAGGAAGAAAGAAAAAGACCUGCAAAUGAACCUCACUGAUCAUUAAAUUCUUUUAGAAGGA
Molecule: messenger RNA, 51236 nt
Organism: Podarcis lilfordi (Lilford's wall lizard)
Lineage: Eukaryota; Metazoa; Chordata; Lepidosauria; Squamata; Lacertidae
Source: the annotation of a GenBank genome assembly